Molecule: messenger RNA, 62292 nt
Organism: Adelges cooleyi (spruce gall adelgid)
Lineage: Eukaryota; Metazoa; Arthropoda; Insecta; Hemiptera; Adelgidae
Product: titin
Exons: 164
Coding region: 222-61802 (20526 amino acids)
Molecular function (GO): protein binding
Source: RefSeq, a predicted model, not a curated record
AGUUCCCAGUGUUUUUAUUUCGUUUUAAUUUUUCGGUCGAUUUGGGCUUCGUAUAAUAAGACCAGUGUGGUUUUCUUAAUGUGAAAAAACCAAAGCCCUUUAAGAAUGUGCUAUGUAAAUUGAUUUAUAAUUUCCCGUCGAGGCUGCGAGUGCCGUAUUUUUUAUUUUUUAUAAUAAUCAACAGUUGUGGUUAACGCGCUAUAAAAGGAUACAAAUCACACAUGUCAAGUACCGGUGCACACAAAAACCCUACAGCAAUGGAUAGCGAUGACGAAUACUACUCUGUUUCCGAGAGUCUCAGCUCAAAGGUUUCUUCAUACGGUUCAUGCACACCUGUGGCUUCUGACCAUGACGAAAACGAAGAAGAAGAAGAGUAUGAUGUCGACAAGGUUGUAGAGGAAAUGAUGGAAGCUAGAAAACAGCAGAUGCUUUCGCCUGUUUGGGCCAAUGCCGAAUCUAGUGAGCCUAAGCGCAAAACUCCACCGAUCCUGCAAACGGAAACGCCAAUCGAGAGUCGAGACGUUUUGGAAUUGAAGGUUUUGGAACUAUGUCCAGAAUUGACGUUACUCGGGGAGACGUUGGAGGAAGCGUUGAGCUUGCAAGCCGAACACGAACGAGUGUUAGAAAAAAUUCAGGAAAAGCAAAGUCCCGUCAGCGAACUGCUGAAGAAAGCCGACCAUCUGAUAGCCACGCAAAACACCCAACCCGAGGUGUACGCCGCCAUGGCCGACUCCUUGGGGUUGGCCUGGAAGGACGUGAACGACAUACUCCAUAAACGCAGUUUACUGUUACACUUGAACGUCGAAUACCACCGGCAAGCCGAACUGUGCAUGGAACGCAUCAGGGCGCUGGAAAUGCUCUGUCACAGUUAUCUACCGACCGAAGUGGAAGCGAUCAAAAAUCACCUCGAUCAAAUUCACGAAGUCCGCAAGUCAGUUUUGGAAUCGUUAAUGGUAGCUCUGGGCAACGGCACUCAACUGCUGGACUUUUUGAAGGAGAUUCACGUCAAAGGGACCCUGGAUUCCAGACCGGGUUAUAAUCAACACUCUACGUCACUAGCUAUAUCUCAAGUGGAACACUGGUUGGAGAAACUCCACGAUAACCGUCAUUCGAUCGACGUCGAUUGUCACGAGCGUAAAACAAUGCUCGAAAAACGUCUGACCAUAUCUUUACUAGUCACUGAUUUGAAUUUGCUCGAGAAUAUUAUUUCGGAAAGACAGAGUUCUUUAGAAAAAGUCAGAAAUUCUCUCGGCGAUUCCCAGUACGAAUGUUCCAAGUUAACGGAAGUCAAUGAAAAUUUAAUCGUAGAAGCCAAAGAUAUUAGGGACCAAGCUUUGAGGGUAGUAAAAGCUACUGAACAGCUCCAGUUGGCCAAAGGUUACAUGGAAGAAGAUUACAAGUUCAAAGCGUACAAGCUGCUGGAAAUGGCGACGGAAUAUUUGGAAGAACUCAGUCUCAGAGAACGGCUUUUGGACACGGCAAUGAAAUUCUUCGAAUCCGCCGAAAAACUUCUACGGGCAUGGGACACUAUACUUCAACAUUCGUCCGAUGAAAAUGUAUCGUCUAAGACUACGUAUGUAACUGAAACCGUGAAGCGAACCGGCGCUUCUGUCAUUCAAGAAGGGAAUUUAUUACUUAGAGAAGUACCUAAAGCAGAGGGAGUUAAAAGAGUAGUGGACGAAUUAGAAAGGAAAAAACAACUGAUACUAUCUAUCGUUAUGAAAGAUCAUGAUAAGUAUUUGGAAUCUUCCGAAGCGGUUACCACGUUCUCGGAAAAUUACAACAAAAUCUUUUCAUGGCUGGUGAGUUCCGCCGAAUCGUUUAUGCACGAACACAAUUAUAUGGGUACAAAUUUAAAAGAGACUAGAGAAUUUUUGGACUUACAUAAAUCACUGCAAAUGGAAUUAAGAACCAGAGGAAUUGACAUUAACGCUUUGGUGAGUUCUACCAAUUUACCGCCGCUGACGUACAUCGACGCAGACUCGAGAGUCGAAUUGGAAAGUAAAUCAACCGCCUUAAAGGACCAUUGGACCUACUUGGACAGGAUACUGAGCUGGAGGGUUCAAUUGGCAGAGUUGUUCGUCAAGUUUUAUUUGGCCGCCGAAACCCUAGACGUGGAGUUUUCCAAAAUGGACGAGGUUGUCACGCAACCUAAGGUUUCCAAUCAAGGUUUGGACGCAGGGCAUAAACUCUGGACUAGUAUCAAUCAAUUGUACGUACAGCUGAAGAACACCGGAGAGAAGUGUUUACAUCAAAGCUCACAAUCGGAAGACGUUCAACUGGAGCUGGACGUGGCAAGAGAACGAGUGCGGUCGGUGCUCGAUUUGUUUGCGGAUAGGAAAACCAGCAUCACUUCCGUUUGGGAGUCUUGGCAGCGGACGUCGGCCGAAAACGAAUCGGACAGAGUGCUCUGGAAAGAAACCAUGUGCGAGAGCAGCAAGACUGUGGAUUGGGUUUCCAAAUUGGACGCUCAGCUGUAUCCCAUUUUGAAAAGCGAACCUUCGACCGUAGACCGACACAUUUCGGAGGUGGAAAACAAAUUAAACAAUAUCUUACCGGAAGUGAAACGGGCCCAAAAUGAAAUCGAAACUAGAAUUACGACGGCCGAAGAACUCAUUGGAAAAGGAAAUAUACAGGGUGAACAUAUUUCCAUUCCACCGAGAUUAAAGGAACUCCAUAGUCGUCUAGUCGGCAUCACAACGGAAUACCAAAACCUGUUGGACAUGUUUUUGUCGUUUUUCAAUUCUCUACGCGAGUUUCAUAAAACGGUGAAAGACGCCGAACAAUGUAGACCGACCGAUAUUUGCAACCUCAAGUUGGACGAGGUCGAAGAAUUACUCAGAAAACACAACAAGUCCAGACAGAUCGUAUUGGAUAGCUUUAAAACUGUUUACGCCGAAAAUAUCAGACUGAUGGAUAAAAUCAAGCAACAGGAACCUCAGAAAUCCGCUGAACAAGAUAUGUACGUGGUACGGUGUUUAAUGGAAAACGAAAGAAACGUUUGGGAUCAGUCGUGCGAAAUGUACUGCCAAAAAAUCGAACAACAGCAACAGCUGAGUCAAUUUGACAACGACUUAAUUCAGAUUAACAACAAUUUAAACGAUCUGUCACAACAGUUAGCUUCCACUCGAGGACAGUACGGUUCGAAUUUAGCAUCCGCCAAAUCUGCUUCGUUGGCCUUCCAUUAUUUCGAAAAGACAAUCCUUCUUUUAGAACAGCGAAUCGAAACUUUUAUCACCGCUGCGAAUUCGUUGAUGAGUUUUGAUCACGCCAAGUCUGAACACAUAAAAGAAGAGCUAAAUAAAUUGAAAAGCAGGUGGGAUACAUUCCAAGCGCAAGUGGCAGAAAGUAGAAUUCAUAUAGACCUAUGUGUGCAGUAUUUUACACUUAUAGAAGAAGCUCAGCAAUGGUUUCAUGAGGGAAGCAAAGUGCUCAUGAACAUCGCUCAAAAAUCAACUGAAGUCAAAACGAGAGAAGAAGCCACAGUCUUGUUAAAUGAGAUCGAUAUUUUUUUGAAGCCGGGCGACAAAAAACAGGAAGACAGAAUAAAUAAAAUCGACACAUUGGGAGCACAACUUUACGGAAAACAGACUGGUUCUGAAACGCCUCGCGUAGUUACUGAAAACAAGGAGCUCUUAGAUUCAUUUUCGUUGCUUUCUAAGGAACUCAAGUCGUUUGACGAACAACUGAAGUCGAGAGAAAAUGCCGAAGAAAACACUAGCGACGUCAACCGAAUAAUAACUAACACAUACGAAGAAAUAAUGACUUCGACCGCGGUUAAAAAUAAUAUAACGUCGGAAGACGACAAUGCGACGUCAAAAAAAAUAAAACUCGAUGAAACUAUCAAACCAAAACCUCAAAUCAUCGCGCCCCUGCACGACAAUACAGUCGAAGAGGGUAAAAAGUUCACCUUCGAGUGCGGCGUGGACGGCGAACCUUCAAAAGUCACUUGGUACAAAGACGGCAUAUCGAUUGAAAACAACCCAGAUUAUAGGACCACCAAAGUAGACAAUCGGUAUGUACUGACAAUCGAAGAAACGUUUGUAGAGGAUUCGGCUAGUUUCACUUGUCGAGCUGAAAACGAUUCCGGGUUUAGCGAAACCAGUGCAUAUCUCUCGGUCAAAGAGUGCGAACCCGAAAACCAAAUCAGUCCGUCGGUUUUUACCAAAUUGUUAUCGGAUGUUGUGGUAAAAGAAGGCCAACCGUGUUCGCUGUCUUGCAAGGCCGAGGGAAAUCCACUUCCGACCGUCCAAUGGUACAAAGACGACGUGUGCGUUGAAAACAAUCCUCAGUACUUAAUUACAUACAACAACGGUGACGCGUUGCUUGAAAUCGAGCACGCACAGAAGUACAAUAAGGGCAAGUAUAUUUGCGUGGCCACCAAUAAACUCGGUUCGGAUUCUACUUCGUCUAAGCUGUUCGUUGAUGCCUUAGAAAAACCACAAGACGUACCCAAGUUUAUCGUGCCCUUGUCGAACAUCAUGGCCAGAGCCGGUCAAAAGUUAAAAUUCGAGUGUGAAGUCGAAACGAACGAGCCACCGACGUUAAUAUGGUUACACGACGGAAGAAUUAUGAAAGAAAUCAAAAACUUUAAGACUACUGAAAAUCGUGGGAAAAUAAAUUUAAUCAUACCGGAAGCGUACCCCAAAGACGCGGGUACUUACACUCUUAAAAUUAAAACGCAACACGGAGAGGCGUCAAGUUCUUGUCAGGUGUCGGUCAAAGGUAUAUUGCCGAACGAGACUUCGGAUACCGAAAUUGUCAACGACAUGGACCCGGUAAAACCGUCUAUUCCGUUACCUUUGAAAGAGCAAACUAUCGAAGAAGGAAGCAGCGCCCACUUAAAAUGUGUGAUAGUCGGUCAACCGGAGCCCGAGGUAAUUUGGUACCAUAACGGUAGGCCCGUGAAAGAAUCUAAAGACAUUCAACUAUUAUUCCAAGGCGAUCAAUGUUCUUUGGUGAUUAAAGAAGCCUUUACCGACGAUGCCGGUGAUUAUAAAGUAGUGGCCAUUAAUUCGGCCGGAGAGGCUAGCAGCGUUUGCACGUUGAAAAUAAAUCCUAAACCAGUGCCGGAAAUAGACGAACUUAUCGUCGCACCGAAGUUCACCAAGUUACUGUCGGACGUGCUGGUGCGUGAAGGAGACUCGAUAACUCUAGAGUGCAUAGCCGACGGUUGCCCGAAGCCGGAAUUCAAAUGGGUCCGAAAUACCGUUGAAAUUACACCGGACCAAAGGAUAUCGUUGAGAUCGGACGAAGACGGUACGGCUGUUCUUCAUAUCCCUAGCGCGUUACCCGCGGACAAAGGUCAAUACACUGUGAGAGCCGUUAACAAAGGUGGAGAGGCCAAGUGCUUUUCUCACGUGAUCGUAAAGGCCAUGUCGUCGUUUGAUAUCGCCAACGUCGGCGUCACGGACGGAGUUAAACACGAAGAUAAAUUGGAAAAACCAGUAUUUACCGAGACGUUUGGCGAUGCGACGGUUCUACCUGGUGAAUUCGUCAAAUUCGAAUGUAUCGUUGUCGGUAAACCUACACCAAAGGUCCGGUGGUUUUUCAACGAAAAACCGGUAAGCGGCAAAUCCUUUUUGGUGUCGACCAGCGGCGACCGACAGGUACUGACGGUUCCCGAAGCAGAAACAAGUCAAGCCGGGAUAAUUGAAUGUGUGGCCGAAAACGAAGCUGGCAAAUGUAGCUGUGCGUGUCAAUUAAAUAUUAAAGAAACCAAAAUCGUCCCGUUCGCCAUGGCUAACAACAACAACGCCGCCGAUUAUAAGCCUAUCGUUUCGUCCGACUGUUUUGAAAGUAGUUCGAAGUUCGAGUCAAAGCGAUCCGUGUUCACGUCGUCCUCGUCGACGUCUGUUGGAGAUGGUGCACCGAAAUUCAAAAUCGACUCACUCAAUACACAAUCAGAAAAACAGAGCCAUCAGUUUGGAAACAACGCUCCUGUACAGUUUGAAGCUUUGCGAUCCGAAGAAUAUCAUAACGUUAAUGGUCAAAAGAGUCAACACGUUAUCGAUCACAGUUCGGCCAAUGGCGCUGAAGGACGACAGACUUCGUUCUACGAAAGGAGUUUAAUGAACCAAGAGCUCAGAAAAGACAACUCACAAACGUCGCUUGCGGAAAGAAACAUUGUGAAACAAGUGCGAAAACCAACUGCACCUCGCUUCGUGUCGGCCCCACAAGGUAAAAUCGCAGAGCAGGGUGACGACGUAUUUUUGGAAGCUAUUAUCGAUAGUUAUCCGCCGUCCGAUAUCACUUGGAGUAAAAACGGCGUAGAUUUGUUUCCCGACGGAAGCAAAUUGGUCAUAACGAACCAGGUCAACAGGAAUCGUUUGGAUAUCAAAAACCUGACAGUUGCAGACGGGGGUCAGUAUACGUGUAAAGCUAUUAACACAGCUGGGAGCACGACUUGCACGACAGACAUAAUCGUUAGAAAAAAUGUAUUCCCCCCUGUAAUGUGUCGUAGGCUAUUGCCAAGCACAGUGGCCGAAGGGGAAAGAGUGGUUUUAGAAGUAGAAGUAGCCGGAACACCCGAGCCGACGAUCAGCUGGUUUUGGAAUAAUCAGCCUUUGAAAUUUCCGUCAAGUAUUCACAGGUUCAGACAACAAGGAAACUGCAGUGCGAUCAUCAUUGAAAAAGCUACUUUAAAUCAUGCUGGCGAAUACAAAGUGGUCGCUAAGAACGAAGGAGGAGAAGCGGUGAGUUGCGCUGAAUUGCGGAUUGUUCAGUCUAUACCCGAUGUACCAGGUACAAACUUAUAUCUGUCUUCCGAAAACAACUUAGAAGAUAAAAUAAACGUGGAUUACUACAAAAGCGUAGUGCCAACAAAUCAGCCAAAACAAUUUAGUGCGAUAAACAGAAUCGAAGAAAAAUCCCUUUUCUCUAAGUCUAUUAUUGUCCAAGAAACAAUCAAUACUAGCAAAGAUACGGUAAUGAGUGUAAAUCAUGGCGAUGUAAAUGGACGUGGUCUAAACACAGGGAGUACGAACGUCAAUUAUGAAAUAAAUGAAAAACAAGUGUUAUCUCAAAAUGAAAAUAUCGAAGGUGGGUCCAUACCGAAAAAGAGCGCCCUUCAAUUCUUUAAGAAUGUGAUAGAAGAUAACAAGGAAAAACAGGAAACGUCGAUUGAUAAAUUUAGAAUUUUGAGCCCUAAGACUACAAAAGAAGUUUACAAAAUUGAAAACCCUAUAGAGAAAUUUACUAAUACGAACAUUGUGUCAUCUACAGAAGCGUUUCAUACCGAAGAAUUUUUUUCGAGCAGUACACAUAAACAAUCAAAUGACUCAGAAGUCAUUUUAGAACCCGGUCCGCCGCCUACUUUUGAAUACAUGCCAAGAACACAGACGGCAAAGAAAGAUCAAAUGACUGAGCGACUGAAAAAACUAUCGACCAGUCAAAAACUACUGUCACCUGAGCAAAUACCUUCCGGUGCUGUCAGAAUUUUCCCAAAUGUUGCUUCGGAGAAGAAGCAAGAAGUAGUAGAAGAAAUAUGUGUGAAAAAAGAAGUAUUGAAAACGGGCGCAAACGAAACCACGUCAAAUCAAAAACACUCUUAUACGUCUGUACCGCAUCCUGAGCACCCGUCUCCGCUUUUGCGGCCUCGAGCAGAUAUCGAAGUACGACCGGGUUCCCCUAGGCCAUCUGCGGAAGCGAUUUCGAUGGAAAAACUUUGGUCAAAAGCACAUGCCCAAAAAACACCAACAACGUUUGAGCCUAUUACUCAGGCAAAAACAUACUCGACAUCCGAAACGCAAGCAUUUUUUUCGGAAACUGUGGAAAAAGAUGGUAAAGUGGUGAAGAAAGAAAGCCGAGAGGAAAAACAAGGCAGUUUGAAUAUCGACGACGGUGUUAAGAAAAUAUCCGAGAAGUUUUCAGAAUACUCAGUAGGCCCUACCAAGCACGUAGAACCACCGCGAACCGAAAUCAAACGCCCUUCUUCGGCUACAACGUUUAACGAAGUAGUUGCUACGGACAAGUACUCAUUUUAUAAAUGUCCCACACCCAAUAUAUCGCAGAGUACAGCACAAACCAAAACGACAUCGGCGUUCGACGUUCAAUCCAGUUUUUCCGAAAGCAACCGGCAAACGGUGAAAUCCGAGCAGUUCAGCAAUAAUCAAUCGUUCAACAGCGGUGUUCAGAAGACUGCUCAAUUGUUUUCAGAGCAGCCGAAAAGUCCUAUAAAGCACGUAGAACCUCCUAAGUUUGACAUAAAAAGCUCGACGUUGCCUAGGUCGUUCGGCCAAGAGACUACCAAGGAAAAAGUAUGGAAAUCUCAGUCACCAACGUUGUUCAAAGCGCCCCCUCAAAAUAAAUCGUACUCUGCCUUCGAGGCCCAUACUAGUUUCUCCAAAAGUCUAGAAAGAGACGGAGUGGCGGUGUCGUCCGAACAUAAGGAAGUGGGCAACCGAGUGGUCGACGACGGCGUGCAAAAAGUGUACGAUUCUUAUUCUGAAAACUCCAAGAAGCCAACCAAAUGCGUAGAACCUCCGAAGAACCAGAGCAAAGCGAAUUCUAUUAAAACGAUGCACAAAUUUUUCGAGCAAACCGGAUCGUCUUCCAACGCAGCCCAAACGCAUUCGAGACCUUUUAGCAGGAUGAAGUCGAGAACCAGCGACAGCGAAUUUGAAAGCGAAGCCGAAUUAUCCAAGUACAACGUAGAACAAUAUUGCGAAGGUUUGAACAAGGGCUUCGAGAAAAAAUCGUAUUCUACUACGUCUCAGUUUCAAGAAACUAGGAGUUCGGUAGUCGUCCAAAGUCCAGUCAAGGAAAGUGGUUACUUUGCCGACACAGAUGAACCGAGAAGCUUGCCGAACGAUUCGGCGACCGGUCAUUUGUCAAACAACGCCAGAAGAAAUACGGGGUUUCACAGUGCACUCAUGAAGAAGGCUGAAUUCUUCGAGAACGAGCGACGAUACAACCGGCAGCCUCCCCAGUGGCCGGUCCAGAGCGGUCAGCAUAAAACCCAAAUUCGCAGUCCCCAAAAGUUGGCCAAAGGUAACUGCCACGAGAGCGACAAUGAGAGCGAUUACGAAUCAAACCGGAGGAUCCAACCGAUUUGGCGGCCGUAUGAUUCGGAGUCGGGAGAACCGGUCUAUAAGCCCGUGAGACCAGCCUUUAAGCAGCCGACUAGACCCACAGACCCGCAGCGACAUCAAAUUAGAACGGCUCCUGUGCAUUUGAAAGAGAUAACCGAUCCGGGAUUUGAAUUAAAACCGGGAACUCCGCCCGAAAUAGGCUUUGCCCCGUCUCAGGAUUCGCAAAGGUCGGCGGGCCUCGUGGAAACCGAUGGCGCUCAAAGGACCUCUUAUUCCGUGUCCACAGACGGUCGUAAUCCCGCUAUUAGUCAAGGGUACGACUCGUUGGAGAUGAAAGCGGAAGCGAUGCGUUUGCAGAGAGUCGACGAGAUGCGAAAGAGGUUCGAACAUAAGUCACUAGUGCCCGCGAACGAAUCCAAUUCCUUCCAGACGGUCCCGUCGCAAAUCAACCACUCUUUUACUCAGGCCCGAGGUACUAACCAAAGCGACUGCUUCCAAGUCGAUCUACCGUAUUUCAAAUACGAUUUCGGAUACGAAUUCGGUAUAGCGUAUCCUGAGCGAAUCGGAAACGGUAGCACGGCCAACAGACAAGUCUGCGUUAGCCUACCGGUCGCACACGAGUCUUCCAAUCACGCCCACACGGUUUCAAAACAGUCGAGCAAUCCGACUAAUUAUUAUAAAACACACACUACCCUGGGAUAUAGUAAAAACAGCACAGAUGGCACCGUUAUUAGCCCCAUUUACCAAAAAGAACUGAACGCCGCCGAACAACCGGAUCCUUCGCAUAGUAUACCGUUUUUCGUAACCCCAUUAAAAGACAUAGCAGUAGUUAGCGGCAAGACAGCCAGAUUCGAGUGUAUAGUUCAAGGCGAACCAGUCGAAGACGUCGUUUGGAUGUGCAACGGCCAAGUGUUGGACAAAUCGGAUUGCUAUCAAAUGCAAUACAGGAAUGGCGUUUGCAGAAUGACUAUACCUAAGGCGUACCAAUUUAACGCCGGUUCGUACGUUUGCACAGUAUCCAAUUACCUUGGGGCGUGCAGCACUUCGGCUAAAUUGCAAGUAUCAGAUAUUGAAUACGUAACUCAACCUUAUGAUUGUUACCAGAAAAAUGAAGUAGCAGUUGAAGUAAAACGUAAUGAAUACACCAUUCAUGAGGGUUUCAUCGUCCAGCAGUCUGCUCCUAGAUUUGGAAACGAUGCUGCGCCGCCUGUAUUUGAACAGAUUUUUAAAAAUGCGAGAUUCGCUCAAGGCGGUGACGCCGUAUUUCAGGGAAAGGUGACUGGUAUUCCUAAGCCCUUUGUCUCAUGGACCAGGAAAGGUGCUCCACUACUGGAGUCAUCCAAGUACCACAUGAUGUAUGAUCAACAAACAGGGAAUGUUGUUCUUACUAUCAAUCAUAUCGGUCCAGGAGACGAGGGCGAAUACACGUGUUCGGCCCGGAAUCAAUACGGUGAAGCCAUUUGCUCAGUUUUCAUUCAACCAGAGGGACAUACUGUACAACAAAUACCACAGAAUAAGUACGGCUCGCAAAGAGUCCAGCAAACGCAAAACACUCUCUACUCAAAUAAUUACCACACUCUCGAAGAAGACUUUAAAGUCGAUACCUUCGAGUACCGAUUACUCCGCGAAGUCUCUUUCAGGCAAUCAGUUACCAAAAGGUAUUUAGGCGAACAAGACGUGAAGUUUACCAGCAGCGCUCAUCAAGGUCCUGUUGUAGCACCUCAAGUACUUCAAAAACCACGUAACUCGAAAUUAAUGGAAGGAUCGAACGCAACAUUCACGGUGAAAGUAUCAACAGCUAAGGACACUCGGUUAACUUGGUUCAGAAACGGUCAGAGACUCGUGAAUGGACCAAAACAUCAGAUAAACUUUACCAAUCAACUAGCUACGCUAAAUAUCCCGGAAGUUCAAUGUGAGGAUUCAGGCCAUUACACAUUACUUGUCGAAAACCCACAAGGAUGUGUAGUUUCGUCUGCAUACCUUGCAGUUGAAUCAGUUCCAAUCGUUUAUGAUCGGUCAGAAGACAAAGAGAAUAUAGUUACCAAAACUCAACACAACAAGCUAGAGUCGGUAGAAGCUGUUGAGGGUAAAAUGUUGGCGCCGAACUUUGUUAGAGUCUGUGGCGACCGAGACGUGACGGAAGGGAAAAUGACACGUUUUGAAGUCCGAGUUACAGGGAAACCGUACCCUGAAGUGUCUUGGUAUAUUAAUGGUCAAAAUAUUAAAGAUGACGCUACUCAUAAAAUAUUGGUCAACGAGUCCGGCGAUCAUUGUUUGAUGAUAACUAACGUAUCCAAAGCAGAUGCCGGUCAAGUAGUCUGCGUAGCUAGAAGCAGAUCAGGAGAAACUUCUUUCCAAUGUAAAUUGGGUGUUGUUGAAAAGGAAUUAGUUGUCGCUCCAAAAUUUGUGCAACGUUUUACACCUGCCAAUGUAAAUGAAGAAGAACCUGUUACGUUGAGUGUAAGAGCAGUAGGAACGCCAGUACCCAGAAUUACAUGGCAAAAGGAUGGUGUGAUGGUAAGCGAAAUACCUGGCAAGUUGGCACUUUGGACCGAAGGCGGAGGAUCAGUUUUAGAAAUCGCAAGCGCAUCUCCUGCAGACGCUGGUUGGUAUCAGUGCACAGCUCAGAAUACUGCGGGAUCAACUGCUACACGAGCCCGUUUGAAUGUCAUAAGAAAGCCUGAACCUAGCGACUAUGAAGAUAAAAGACUUAGGUUCCCAAAACCAACUAGGGUAAUCGAACCAGAGCCUGAGCCGGAACCAGAAGUUGUUUUCUUGAAACACGUUGAAAGAGCAAAACACCAAACUUCUCGACCAGAAGAAGAUAAAAUUUACCCACCACCACGGUUUAUUGUGCCUUUGUCCAAUAUUUCACAGCACGAGGAUGGACGAAUUCAUUUUGAGGCAAGAAUUGAACCAGUAGGGGAUCCAUCCAUGAAUGUCGAAUGGUUUGUUAAUGGUUAUCCACUGAAAGCUAGUUCUAGAGUAACUACUCUAUUCAACUACGGAUUCAUAGCUUUAGAUAUUUUAAGUAUAAUACAGGACGAUGCUGGAGAAUACACUUGUAGGGUAACGAGCAACUCGGGUACAGCUCAAUCUUUGGCUGUGCUCGGUGUUCAAGGCCGAGAUGAAAUAGAUAAGUCGAGUCAAUAUCCAGAUAGUUUGAAGUACAUUGAACAGUUAGAAGAUUAUUCCAAAUAUCAAAGAACUGAUAGUUAUGAAGAAGUUCAGCCCGUACCACCAACGUUUGUUCGACCUCUUCACGAUAUGGGUGAUUUGAAUGAGGGAAGAUACGCUCACUUUGAAGCUCAACUUAACCCGGUCAGUGAUCCAACUAUGAAGGUGGAAUGGUAUAAGGACGGCAAGCCUAUCACAGCAAGUUCACGUAUAACGACCAUUUUUAACUUUGGAUACGUCUCAUUAAACAUAAUGCAUCUCCGCACUGAAGAUAGUGGAGAAUAUACUUUACGAGCAAUUAACCGUUGGGGUGAAAUUAUGAGUACUGCUAGACUUAAUGUUAUAGCUCACAGCAACAUUACAGGUGAUCUAGGUUAUCCGGAGCAACAAAGAUAUAUUGAACAAACCGAAGCGUUAGAAAAAUCUUACCAACAACAUAAAAAUCAAGAAUAUAAGACAAUGGUACCAGAAAGUGUUGCGCCACCACAGUUUAAAACGCCAAUUAAGGACCAAAUAAACGUUAAGGAAGGUGGUUUCGCUCACUUUGAAGCAAGAUUAGAGCCAUUGGGUGACUCAACGCUUCAAGUGGAGUGGUUAAAAGAUGGAAAACCAGUCGAAGCCAGUUCAAGAAUGACUGUUUUCUUUAACUUUGGAUAUGUUGCAUUGACCAUUAAACAGGUUACGUCAUUUGAUAUUGGCACAUAUACUUGUAGAGCUUACAAUAACCUUGGCGAUGCUUCGACGUCUGCAGCGUUAACUGUACUUACGAGAAAGGAUAUAGUACAAGACAGUCAGUAUCCGGGAGGCAUAGAAAAGUUUCAAUAUUUGGAAGACUCUAAGAAAAACAAACGCAAAGCCGAAGAAGAGACAAUAGUUACUCAAAAGCCUAGAUUCCUUGGACCAUUAAAAGGCACUAACAAAAUAGCAGAAAGCCAAAGAGCUCAUUUCGAGGUUCGAGUGGAGCCACAAAAUGACGUUACAAUGAAGAUUGAAUGGUACUUCAACGGACGAUCUAUAAUGAGCGCUAAUAGAAUUCAAACGUAUCAUGAUUUCGGCUAUGUAGCAUUGGAUAUACUAAGUGUUAGGGCGGAAGAUACUGGUACAUAUGAGGUUGUAGCCAGAAACGCUAUUGGAGAAGCUCAGUUAUCUACAACUAUGCAAGUGGAAGUUCGUGCUAAUAUUGAUACAACUACUAUGCACCGCGGAGUGGUUGAAAAAGCUCCAUAUCUUGAAGCGAGAAAGUUUACUGAACCUCAAUACGACAUUGAAGAAAUUUCUAAAUCAAAACCGAUAUUUAUUCAACCUUUAAGUGAUCCUCAACCAGUCAAUGAAGGCAAAAACGUUCACUUAGAAUGUCGUCUUGAACCAAUGGGUGAUCCCACUAUGCGUGUAGAAUGGUUCCAAAAUGGAAAACCGGUUACAGUUGGCUCGAGAUUCCGUACUUAUUACGACUUUGGCUACGUGGCUUUAGAUAUUAUUCACGUGACAUCAAUUGAUUCUGGAGAGUAUACCGUCAGAGCUACAAAUCAUUUAGGAUCUGCUCACACAUCAGCAUGUGUUAAUAUCAUCUCUCGUUCGGGUAUACUGACUGAGAGUCAAAACGAAUACGCGUUGGAACAGAUUCAGUUAUUAGAAGAUGCUUCGAGGUAUCAAAAAAUGGUUAUUGAUGAUGAAACUGUUAUGCAAGCACCUCAAUUUACAAAAUCAUUGCAUAAUAUACAAACAUCUGAAGGCACAAAUGUGCAUUUGGAAUGUAGAUUAAAACCCAUCGGAGAUUCAACAAUGAGAGUUGAUUGGCUUGUAAAUGGGCGAUCUGUAAAAAUUGGUCACAGGUUCCGUCCAGCUUAUGAUUUUGACUAUGUGGCGUUAGACAUACUAAGCGUAUAUCCCGAAGACUCUGGAGUUUAUACUUGUCAGGCAAGAAAUGAAAUGGGCGAAGCAGUGACGUCGAGCUCAGUAAAAGUGAUAGCUAAAAAGGACUUGAUACUGGAUACCCAAAAUCCAAGUGGUUUAGAAAAAAUCCAAUACUUAGAAGAUACGUCGAGAUACAAAAAAGCAGAAAUGUUCGACGAAGAAGUGAAAAUCAUGCCUAGAUUCUUAACUAAGCCAAAGAACGUAGAAAAUCUGAAAGAAGGACAACAUGCUCACUUCGAAUGUAAACUUGAACCAGUCACUGAUUCUAAUCUAAAAGUUGAAUGGUUCAAGAAUGGACGGCCAAUUAUAAUUGGCCAUAGAUUUAGACCUAUUCACGACUUUGGAUAUGUUGCGUUGGAUAUAAUUGAUUUGAUUGAAGAAGAUUCAGGCACUUAUACUUGCCGUGCUAUCAACUUAAUUGGAGCAGAUGAAACCAACUGCCAUUUGUCGUGUAGAGGUUCAAAGGCCAUAGUGACAGAACCACAAAAUGAAAUGGGACUUGAACAAAUACAAUACCUCGAAGAGCGAACCCGCUACCAUAGAAAAGAGGAAGUAGAAGAAACCACUACACAAGCACCGAUUUUCACUACUUCAUUGAAAAAUUGUGACAUAAAAGAAGGACAGAGGGCUCAUUUUGAAUGCAGACUUAUACCUGUAUCCGAUAGCACCAUGAAAGUUGAAUGGUUCCAUAACAAUGUGCCGAUUAAAUUUGGGUCUCGUUUUACCGAAACCAAUAAUUUCGGAUUUGUCGCUUUUGAUAUUUUACAAUGUCUACCAGAAGAUUCAGGAACGUACACGUGUCGCGCUACAAAUUGGCUGGGUCAAUCGAUUACAUCUGGAAACCUUAACGUACAAUCGAGAAAAUCAAUAUACUUGGAAUCGCAACACCAAGAAGCUUUAGGCCGUUUAUCUCAGCUUGAGAACGCUAAUCGCUAUCAGCGCCAUUCAGUUAUCGAAGAUGUAGUUACACAAGCACCAGUUUUUACUCAACCAAUGAGAGACUUAAAAACUGUUGAAAGCCAAUCCGCUCAUUUCGAAGCCAGAUUAAUACCGGUUGGUGACGAUAAGCUGAAAGUAGAAUGGUUAAGGAACGGAAUACCCAUUCAAGCAUCUAAUCGAGUAACUACGAUGCACGAUUUCGGUUAUGUUGCUCUUAAUCUCAAAUAUGUGUACCCAGAAGAUUCUGGUACAUACACGUGUAGAGCUGUAAAUGAACUCGGACAAGCAGUGACUUCAGCCACUCUAGACGUGCAAUCUAAAGCUUCACUUCAGUUGGAAAGCCAACACGAGGCAGCUCUGUCAAAACUCAGGCAACUUGAAGACCAAAGUAAGUACCAGCGGUCAGAAGAAAAGGAAAUUGAAGUCACUGAAGCACCCAAGUUCAUUGUACCUUUGAAUGGAACCGAACACAUAUCGGAAGGCCAAAGUGCCCAUUACGAAUGCCGCAUAGAACCUUAUCCAGACAAUACAUUGAAAUUAGAAUGGCUGCAUAACGGAAAACCCUUACAAACGGGACAUCGGUUUAGGACAACUUAUGAUUUUGGAUUUGCAUCUUUAGAUGUACUUUCUGCUCUACCGGAAGAUUCUGGAGAAUAUACUUGCAGGGCAAUAAAUAAAAUUGGCCGAGCUGAGUCUUCCGUUAAGUUAGGAGUACAAUCUCGUGCUUCCAUUAUACGCGAAUCGCAGCACCAAGGAGCGUUGCAAAAAAUACAAUACUUAGAAGACGAUUCGAGAUACAAGCGCGCUGCAGCUGAAGAAGUACUUGCAACUGAAAAACCACAAUUUGGCCGCCCUCUUAAAAAUGUCGAACAUCUACCGGAAGGCAAAAGUGUUCAUCUUGAGGCAACGUUAAUUCCUGUUAAUGACCCAACUAUGAAAGUAGAAUGGUUUAGAAAUGGAAUACCAAUUCCGCAAGGUCAUAGAUUUAAGACGACCUACGAUUUCGGAUUCGUUGCUUUAGAUGUACUUUAUGCGUAUCCAGAAGAUUCAGGCACAUACAUGUGCAAAGCCAAAAAUGCCGCCGGUGAAGCAGUAACUACUUGCAUUGUAACAGUUGAUUCUAAAGCCGGACUACAAUUGGAUACAUUAGAUGAGGACAGAUUGAAAAAAAUCAAACAACUCGAAGCUUAUGAAAGACCUGCUGCUAAAGAGGCUGAGUUUGAAUUACAAAAACCAGUGUUCCUCACACCUUUAAACAGCCUGGAACUGAAAGAAGGAGAACACGCUCAUUUAGAAACCAGAAUAGAACCGAUUAACGAUACAGACUUGACGAUUGAAUGGUUUGUUAACGGAGUAUCAAUUAAAACUGGUCAUCGGUUUAAAACUACACAUGAUUUCGGUUAUGUCGCUCUUGAUAUACUUUAUGCUUAUGGAGAGGACUCGGGUACUUACAUGUGUAAGGCAACUAACAAGCAAGGAGAAGCCGUGAACACUUGUCAAAUUAACGUUGCUUCUCGAAGGAGCAUUUAUCUUGAAACGCAACAUCCUGAUGGUCUCGAAAAAAUUCGAGAACUGGAAGCUCAAGGACGACCAGCUAAACUUGAGAUAGAUGAGCCUCCACCAAUGGCACCCGUACUAACGGAGCUCUGGGGCACUACUGAGGUAGCUGAAGGAAAAACAGCCCACUUUGAGUGCCAAGUCAAACCGAUUCACGAUUCAAAUUUAAAAGUGGAAUUUUUCCACAACGACAAACCACUGGGCUCCGCUUCUCGGUUCCAUACAACCCACGACUUUGGUUAUAUAUCAUUAGAUAUCGGUCAUGUUGUGCCUGAAGAUGCAGGGAAAUAUACAGUUAAAGCUACUAAUGCUCUGGGACAAGCCGUUUCUAAUAUUACCUUGAAGGUUCAAGAUAGUGGAAGUAUUAUUUUGGAUUCUCAAAGGCCAGAAGGACUUGAUAAAAUUAGAGAACUUGAACUGGCGGUACCAUUUAAACGCCCUGAUUAUUCAGAACCGAUUACAAAACAAAGACCAAUGUUUACUCAUCCUUUACAAAAUAUUGACAGUAUUAAUGAAGGGCAAACGGCUCAUUUUGAAUGUCGUCUUAUUCCGGUUGGCGAUGCAACUAUGACUGUCGAAUGGUUCAGAAAUGGGCAACCAUUAGAAACGAGUUCAAGAAUCACGAAGUCAUAUGACUUUGGUUACAUAUCAUUAGAUAUUUCUCACGUCAGAGACGAAGACAAUGGAGUGUACAGUUGCAAAGCUACAAAUGUUCUAGGGGAGGCAGUCACUACAGCUUCCAUGCACGUUAGAACCAAAGACGAUAUUCAACUAGAAAGUCAACACCCCGAAGGACUGAAAAAAAUUGUCGAGUUGGAACGCAGCGAACCGAUGAAACGAGAGGAACUGGAAAGAGUUUUUGAAAAACCCAUUUUCACUCAACUCCUUACCGGACCAUCAGAACUUAUUGAAGGACAACAUGCUCACUUUGAAUGUAGAGUGGUGCCAGUUGGAGAUCCGACUUUACACUUCGAGUGGUAUGUCAAUGGAGUUGAGCUAAAAAUGGGAUCGAGAUUCCACACAACACAUGAUUUUGGUUUUGUCACACUUGACAUAAGCCAAACUGUUGCUGAAGAUUCUGGAGUUUAUACGUGCAAAGCAAUUAACAGGGCUGGAGAAGCUGUAUCUUCCACUUCACUAAAAAUAAGAGACCGUUCAUCGAUUGUACGGGAACCAUUGCAACCAGAUUCAUGGGAACAAAUUCAAUUGAAAGAAGCAGAAAUGAAUAGAGUACCAGAGAUGUUUAUAGAUACGAGACCCCAACAAGCUCCAGUAUUUACUACUCAUUUGCAAAAUCAAGAUAGUCUUGUAGAAGGUCAGCACGUUCAUUUAGAAGCUCAAGUAGAACCUAGAGCAGAUCCUAAUCUCAGAAUAGAAUGGUUCAAAAAUGGGGAAUCGUUGACAACUGGUUCAAGAAUAAGGAGUACCUUUGAUUUUGGGUUGAUCACUUUAGCGAUAAACAGUUUGAGACCCGAUGAUUCAGCUAUUUAUACUUGCAAAGCUACAAAUUUAUUGGGUGAAGCUGUAUCGACAUGCACUUUAAAGAUAGUAGAUACCAACUGGCUUUUGAGCAAUACUUUACAUCCCGAUUCUCUUUCAAGAAUAGAAGCUUUGGAAAAACCACAACCUGGACGACCUGAAGGUCCUGAGCCCGUGUAUGAAAGCCCAGUAUUUAUAUCACAUCUCAAUAAUUGGGAGUGCAAAGAAGGCAGCGAUGCUCAUUUUGAAUGUCAAGUGGAACCAUCCAAAGAUCCUACAAUGAAAAUAGAAUGGUUUUUAAAUGGAAAACCGCUUCAAACUGGGUCGAGAUUUAAACCAUCCUACGAUUUUGGCUUCAUUACGUUAGAUAUUAAACAAGCACUUGCAGAGGAUUCUGGAAUUUAUACUUGUAAAGCAACUAACGACAAGGGAUACGCAGUGACGACUGGAACUCUAAAAUGCACUGGUUUCCAAGGCAUACACUUAGACACACAACAUCCUCAAGGUAUUACCGGACUGGAAAAAGUACAGCAAGUUGAAGAUACUUUGGCUCAUAAAUAUCAACGUCAACCAUCUUUGCCCGAAGCUGCUUACCCAAAACCUAUAUUCAUUGUACCACUGGAGGCUGAGUUUAUACUCCCUGAAAGUGCACCACUUCAUUUGGAAGCUCGAGUUGAACCGAAAGACGAUCCCAGUUUAAAAAUUGAAUGGUAUUUUAACGGACAAGUACUUGAUUUAGGAUCUCGGUUUAAAACUAACAAUGAUUUCGGAUUUGUCACAUUGGAUCUUACUGAUGUAUAUGAUCGUGAUCAAGGAGUGUACACGUGCAAGGCUUACAACCAUUCUGGUGAAACGUAUACUUCAACUACAGUGUAUUGUAGUAGCAAAGAUGGUUUAAUUGAGCAUACUCAACAUCCUAAAGGAGAAGAAGGUUUAGAAAAAAUACAAAAUUUAGAAGAAUCCUUACAAAAGCCAAAACAAGGAGUAAUUGAUAAAGAAACUGGACAUGCUCCUGCAUUCACAUCACAAUUUAAAGAUCUCGGAUUUUUAAGUGAAGGUGAAAUCGCUCAUUACGAAGCAUCGUUGAUACCGGUUGGUGAUCAAAAAAUGAAGGUCGAAUGGUUCUAUAACGGAAAAGUGAUCGAAGCAAGUCACCGUAUUCGCACAAUUUACGCUUUUGGAAUGGUUGUACUUGAAAUACUCGGCACAAAGAUCAUUGAUACUGGAACUUACACAUGUAGAGCAACUAACGAUUAUGGUACAGCUGAAACAAGUGUCACUCUAGAGUGCGUCGAAAGAAUAACUGGUCAGAAACCAAAAUUUACGUCCCAAAUCGAAAGCCUCGAGGGACUAAAAGACGGCGAUUCUGCUCAUUUCGAGUGCACUUUAAUACCCGUCAAUGAUCCCGACUUGAAAGUGGAGUGGUUCCAUAAUGGCAAACCGUUGUUGCACAAAAAUCGCGUUAAAAUGAUUUCCGAUUUCGGCUAUGUUGUCAUGGAUAUUGCUUAUGUACAAAACCACGAUGCGGGAGAAUACGUUUGCAAAGCAAGUAACAAAUACGGCGAAGACACUACUAGAGCUAAAAUUCAGUGUUUCGGCAAAGGAGGAGUGUAUGUAGAUUCAUUGCAACCCAGUUCUUUAGCCCGCAUCCAAGAACUUGAGAACCCUGUAGGUGCUCAGCGAUCACCUUCUAUUCCAGUAUUAGAAGCGCCAAAAUUCGUUAGUCAGAUAACAGAUAUAACCAAUUUGAAAGAAGGCCAAAGCGCUCACUUUGAAGCUCGCGUUACUCCUGUCAACGAUCCAAAUCUUGUUGUUGAAUGGUAUUUCAACGGCGAGAAGUUGCAGCACGGUCACCGGUUUAGGACAUUCCAUGAUUUCGGUAUUGUGAUUUUGGAUAUACUUUGUUGUUACGAAGAAAACUCUGGAGUUUACGAGUGUAGAGCUUUCAAUAAAGUCGGAUCAGACAGCACUAAAGCAAAGCUUCGUUGCUUAUCAAAGACGAAUCUUAUAUUAGAAUCACAACUCCCUCAGGGAAUGGAAGGAGGACUAGAAAAAAUUCAAACUCUUGAAGAUUCAACGAUGAAAACUAAAGGCGAAAGAGCGUCUGCAGAAACUCGCCAGGCUCCAAUAUUCACAGAACCACUAUCCAAUAUUGACAGUCUUCGAGAAGGCGAAAGCGCACAUUUUGAAGGUCGUUUGACACCUAUUGACGAUCCAAACUUAAAGGUUGAGUGGUACUGGAACGGUAAACCAUUAAAAGCGGGAUCCAGAUUCAGGACGUUCUGUGAAUUUGGGUUUGUUAUAUUGGAAAUUUCUCCUGUAUACCCUGAAGAUUCCGGAGAUUAUUCGUGUCGUGCAACUAAUAACUACGGGGAAGCAGUUUCAAUAUCUAGCAUGAAAGUUCAAGGAAAAAGAAGCAUUAUCAUGGAGUCUCAGCUUCCUAAGGGAAUGGAAGGAACUAUCGACAAAAUUGCCGAACUCGAAGGUCUUGGUCAGUCAAAAGCGAUAAUUGAAACCGAAGACGAAAUGGGAAAAGCUCCAGAGUUUAUAACUACACCGGCAGACCUUAGUUUACCAGAAAACUCGCUAUCACACUUUGAAUGCAGACUUUUACCUGCGAACGACCCGAGUAUGGUGGUAACUUGGUUCCACAAUGGCAAAGUGCUGUCGGCCGGAUCACGUAUUAAGACGAUCAAUGACUUUGGUUUCGUCAUCUUAGAAGUAGCCGGUGUUUACAUACGAGAUUCUGGUCUAUAUACUUGCAAGGCCACUAAUAAACAUGGGGAAGCUACUGUAACAUGCAAGCUGCAAGUGAAAGGUCGACAAGGUAUUGUUUUGGAACCUCAGUUGCCAAAUAAUUUCAGAACCGGUACAGAGAGCAUACAAAAACUCGAAGAGAAUAUGUAUAAAAAGGAAGAAACUUUGACUGAAGACGAGAAACCUAAUCCACCGAAAUUCAUCGUAGAACUGAAGGAUGCAUUGGACGUCCAAGAAGCUAAAUCUGUGCGUUUCGAGUGUAGAGUCGAACCGAUUAACGACCCAACUCUACGCAUCGAUUGGUUCUUUAACGGAAAACCUUUUGCCACGGGUUCACGAGUUCACGUAGUAAAUGAUUUUGGCUUUAUUUCAUUAGACAUGGAUUAUGUGUACUCUCGAGAUUCCGGCGAAUAUAUAUGCAGAGCGACCAAUAAAUGGGGAACGGCGAUAACCAAAGCAAACUUGACGUGCACAGCCAAACUGAACGUUAUAUUAGAUUCUCAAUUGCCCGAUGGUAUGAGUGGUGAAAAACUGAAAGCGUUAGAACAGGGGCCCGUUCAAGAAAAAAUAGUUCCAGAUGAGAUAGAAGCUAUACCGCCUAAAUUCUUAUCGCAGAUCGAAUCGGCGACAGUCGAGGAAGCUAGUUCGGUGCAUUUUGAAACGAGAGUAGAACCCAAAAACGAUUCAAAACUCAGAGUGGAAUGGUACAGAAACGGAAAACCUCUUCCGUCGGGACACAGAUACAAAACAUUAUUUGAUCUGGGCUUUGUUUCUUUGGAUAUAUUAUCCAUGUAUGCUGAAGAUUCCGGAGAAUAUGUAUGUAGGGCUGUAAACGACCACGGCGAGGCUAUAACUAAAGCUAUGGUUACAUGUAAACAAUUACCGACAAUUUUAUUGCAAAAUCAAGUACCGAAGGGUAUGAAAAAGUCUGAGGCAUUGACUCAAAUGGAAGCGGCUAUUAAAAAGUAUACUUCUGAAAUACAUUUGACCGAAGACGAUUUGUACGAACCGGAAAAGAAGCAACCACCAAGGUUCGUAACCCAAAUCAACGAUCAAUUAUCAUUAGUCGAAAUGGAGUCGACCAAAUUCGAAUGUCAACUCGCUCCAGUGGGUGACCCUAACAUGAAGGUUGAGUGGUUCUUAAACGGAAAGCCAUUAAGACACAAGAACCGAUUCAAUCCAAUUUAUGACUUCGGUUAUGUCGCCAUGAACUUUGGAUGGGUGUACCCAGAGGACAGUGGAGAAUAUGUUUGUAGAGCUACGAAUUUAUACGGACAAGAUGAAACUAGAGCGAUGAUAAAAACGGCCGGUAAACCCGGUAUCAUUUACGAGUCACAGCUUCCGAAGGGAAUGAAGAGCAUUGAAAAAAUCCGAGAAAUGGAAGCUUCGUGGCAAGUAUUACCCGAAGAAAAAGAAGAAGAAGAAAAACGCAGGGAACCACCACAGUUUGUGAGCAAACCCGAACCCGUGACCAUAUGUGAAGGCGAUUGGGCUAGAUUUUGCUGCAGAGUUACUGGAUUCCCUAGACCAAGAGUCAUGUGGCUGGUCAACGGUAAUACUGUAGUUAAUGGUAUGCGUUAUAAAUUAAACUACGACGGAAUGUGGCACUUGGACAUACCGAAAACGAGACAAUACGAUCAUGGAAAAGUCGAAGUGAUCGCCAGAAAUUCGGUGGGAGAAUCUCGCGUCGAGACCAUGUUGACGGUCAAGUCCAGGCACGACGACUACAGAGGUGUAUUGAAAAAUUCACCGAGACAGGAAGUCUUCGUAGUUUCUGUUAACUGUCUGCGGUACUACGCUUCUUGGAGUUUGGAAACAGCGUGGUAUGACUCCGAUUUGGUUCAAUACCAAAAGGAUCUCCAGGAAAACGAAUUGGAAAAAGUGUUUACUGAAAGGGCGUCGACCGUACAGCAGUCUGAUUAUGGCAGUACCGUGAUAUCUGCCGUUGGUGAGCACAUAAAACAAAAACAAUUGAGUGAACCAAAACCAGAAUGGACUGAAACCGUAAAACAAAAGAAAAACGAAGAAUACUACAACAAAUUGAGCAGGUUGGAAGGAAACCAGGUCAUAAAGGAAACUAAAAUACGUGAAGCAUCACAUCAGAUGCCAAUUCCUGGUGAAAAAAUUGUUAGUAAAAAUAAAGGAACAGCUAAUGAAUUCGAAGAAACUCUGGUUAAAGAGAAAAAAGAAGAGUUGAUGCCAUGGCAAACGAAGAUACUUAAAGCCAGAGCCGACCACGACUCACAAUUUGUACCAGAUCCCUCGGAGUCCUCUGUACACGGAAAAGAAGUGCAUGUUUCCACGCAAAAACAAACUCAAAAAGAAAUUCAAGGUAACAAAGAAAUCAACAGAAAAAUAACUUCUACCGAAACCACCGAAAUGGAACACAGCGGAAAUACUCAAGAGAAAAUGGUACAAGGAAAAGUAGAACCAUCAAAGCCACCAAUAUUCACUAAGAAAAUUCAGCCUUGUCGAGCUUUUGAACAAGACCAAGCUCGUUUCGAAGUGGAAUUCGAUGGAGAACCAUUGCCGACGAUUAAGUGGUACAGAGAAGAUUUCCUAAUCCAAAACUCACCGGACUUCCAAAUUCACACGUUCAGCACAAAAUCUAUUCUCGUCAUUAGACAAGUAUUCAUGGAAGACUCCGGAGUUUUUGCUGUCAUUGCCGAAAACAGAGGAGGAAAAGCCAAAUGCAGUGCCAACUUGGUAGUCGAAGAGCGCAAACAAGUCGGCAGGAAAGGCCCGGGACCUCCAAGUUUCCUGACCACCAUUCAAGGGUCGGUUGUAAAAGCCGGACAGUUGGCUAGGUUUGACGUGAAAAUCAGCGCCAACAAACCUUUAGACGUAUACUGGCUGAAGAACGGAAAGAAAAUAUCUCAGGACAUCCGUUACAAAACGAUUGAUGAAGACAACCAGUAUACUCUUUUGAUCUUGGAAACGGCAACCGAAGACAGCGGAACUUACGAGUGCGUCGCGAUCAAUAACUCCGGUGAGGCGAGAUGCGAAGCGCAGUUGUUGGUUCAACCUCUUGAGCAAAAAACCAAACCCAAAGGAAAACCCACUGGCAAAGAACAGGCACCCGCAAUUACCCAACCGUUGUCCGGCCAAGUGAUUCACGAGGGACAACCGGUCACGUUUACUUGUAAAAUAUCCGGCCAACCCCCGAUUAACGUGAAAUGGCAAAAGGGUGACAAAGUGAUCAAACCGUCGAAAUACUUCCGGAUGACGCAGGACGGCGAAACCGUGGCUUUACAUAUAUCCGAGGUGUUCCCUGAGGACGAAGGCACUUACAAGUGUUUCGUGUCCAAUGCCGGUGGUCAAGCAGUGUUGUCUGCCGAUUUAAAAGUCAUAGUACCCGAAAAUCAAGACGAAGCUCCUACGCUUAGUCCCAUGAGAGAUGUGGUCGUGCCGGAAGGUAGUUCUGCCCAGUUUCGCACUCAAGUCACUGGCAAGCCGCAGCCUACUAUUCAAUGGUUCAGAGAAGGCACUCUGAUUCCGGACACGCCCGACUUCAAAAUGCUCUACGAAGAAAAUUUGGCCGUACUUUUGAUCAAGUCGACGUACGAAGAAGAUUCCGGCGUGUUCAUAUGUCGUGCCACAAACAGUGGUGGGCAAGUAGAAACUUCGGCCAGACUUACGGUGAAAAGACAACAUGGGGUUACAUAUAAAACCGGUACAUUUGACGACAAAGGUGUAGUGGAUAAUUCACUUAUAAAACAGAGUCCAAAGCAAUUUAAACAGACAGGGUCCCAAAUUAAUAUUAAUAAAUCUAGGGGUGGGGAAAUUUUAUCUAACACCCAAAAUAGUUUACUGCCUUGGAGGACUGGUAUAUUAGUAGACAAAUUAACAUGUUCUAUUGAAAUAACUGGCUUAAAAACCGAAAAUAUUAGGCAAACACCUACUCAGCAAAAUAACUUUUUUACGAAUGAACAAGAUAAGACAUUUAUUCAUUCCUACGCAACAGAGGAAAUAUUUAAAGUAGUACAAAAUAACAUUCAUCAAAAUGACGAAGAAAAAGCAAAACGAAUAAUUGAUCAAGUUUUGUCAAAAAGAAUGGCAAUGCCUGACAUUGUUUAUUUGAACGAAAGAGUGAAAAAUGAAAUUGUUGGAGAAGUCACACACAGAUUAACACAGUUAUACACAACAGAUGUUAAUCAACGGAUAUUAGCAAAAGAUAUAUUAAACAAAGUUUUAACAAGAUCUAUAGAAAAAGAUAAGCAAAAUGUAAAAAAUCCAAAAGAGCAGAAUAUAGUUGCAGAAUGGGAAAAAGCUAAAGACGAUUUAAAUUUGGCAAUAUCCAAAAAAAUAUUAAAAGAUGUGUCUAGUACAACACCUAAAGAAACAUUUGCCCUUCAAAAAUCGAAGACAGUUAAACAAGAUUUGACAACAAGAAUAAAUAAAGAUAAUCAGUUACCAGAAAAUACAAAUACUAGUUUCUAUUUCGGCGAAAUAGAAGAUGUAAACUAUGAAAUAGUCCCAGAUGAAUAUAAACCAAAGGUAAAAUUAAAGUUUCCUGGAAUAGAAAAACCCAGCGAAAUUAAAAAACAAGAACAACAAACAUUAACAAUAUGGACGGAACCAAUUACAGAUAUAGAAGAAACCCAACUUGAUGAGUAUAUUUCUCAACAAAUUGAAAUUAAUAAAAUAGAAACUCCAUGGUCUAAAAAUAACGUUAAACUGAAAAAAGUAAAAUCUCUUCAUUCCACUAGGCAUAAAACACACGCUGAAAAGGAAGAAAAUAAGUCACAAGACAAUGAUAAUGAAUCAAACUUUUCAAAAUCAAAUGAUACUAAAAGGGAAAAAAAUAAUUUAGCAUGGAUAAAAAAAUCAAAAGAACUGAAAAAGAUAAGCGUUGAAAAAAAAGAAAUUCCAAAAGAAAAACUAGAAAGAAUUGUAUUAAAACCGAAACACCAAAAAGAGCCAGCAAAUUCAACAUCAAGCAGAGAUAAAGAUAAUGUAUACAACGAAACUAUACAAAACCCUCCAACUGUUCAACCAUGGACUGAAGAAACUAUUGCUCUAAAAAAAACUAUGCCCAAAAAAAAAAUUAUUCCUAAAGAGAAGCCUGAAGAAGUAACAUUAAAACCAAUAAAAAAAGCAGAGAUAGCAGAAAUCACCCAUGAAGAUAAAGAGACGUUGAAGCAAUAUGAGCAACCAGUAAUAAAAAUACGAUUAAUGAAGCACGAAGAUUCAAAAAUUAAGUAUCACACAUCGAAAGGAAUAAUAUUAGAACAAAAAAUAAUAAAAGGAAAACAAACAGAAGAUGAAGAAGACAUAGUAAAAACGCAGCAACCGUUAAAACCAUGGACCGAAGAAGCUGUUACUUUGAAAAAGGUCAGACCGGAAAAGAAGGUUAUACCAAAGGAAAAACCAGAGGAAGUAACAUUAAAACCACUAAGAAAACCUAAAGUAGACGAAGUAACGGUAGUUGAAGAACAACCUGAGACUUCUGAAAUAACUGAAGAAGUAGUGGUGACUGAAAAAGGCGGUAAACGUAUUAAGAAAACGAAAAUCACUAAGAUAGGUGACCAAAUUGUAACUGAGGAUGUUUCAUUUGAUGAACAAGUUCCCAAAGUCGAAGAAAUUGAGGAUGUGCCUUUAGACUCAAUAGACCAACAACCCCAAAGGAAACCGUCGAUACCGUGGACCGAAGAAGCUGUUACUUUGAAAAAGGUCAGACCGGAAAAGAAGGUUAUACCAAAGGAAAAACCAGAGGAAGUAACAUUAAAACCACUAAGAAAACCUAAAGUAGACGAAGAAACGGUAGUUGAAGAAAAACCUGAGACUUCUGAAAUAACUGAAGAAGUAGUGGUGACUGAAAAAGGCGGUAAACGUGUUAAGAAAACGAGAAUCACUAAGAUAGGUGACCAGUUUGUUACUGAGGAUGUUUCAUUUGAUGAACAAGUUCCCAAAGUCGAAGAAAUUGAGGAUGUGCCUUUAGACUCAAUAGACCAACAACCCCAAAGGAAACCGUCGAUACCGUGGACCGAAGAAGCUGUUACUUUGAAAAAGGUCAGACCGGAAAAGAAGGUUAUAUCAAAGGAAAAACCAGAGGAAGUAACAUUAAAACCACUAAGAAAACCUAAAGUAGACGAAGUAACGGUUGUUGAAGAGAAACCUGAGACUUCUGAAAUAACUGAAGAAGUAGUGGUGACUGAAAAAGGCGGUAAACGUAUUAAGAAAACGAAAAUCACUAAGAUAGGUGACCAAAUUGUAACUGAGGAUGUUUCAUGUGAUGAACAAGUUCCAAAAGUCGAAGAAAUUGAGGAUGUGCCUUUAGACUCAAUAGACCAACAACCCCAAAGGAAACCGUCGAUACCGUGGACCGAAGAAGCUGUUACUUUGAAAAAGGUCAGACCGGAAAAGAAGGUUAUACCAAAGGAAAAACCAGAGGAAGUAACAUUAAAACCACUAAGAAAACCUAAAGUAGACGAAGUAACGGUAGUUGAAGAGAAACCUGAGACUUCUGAAAUAACUGAAGAAGUAGUGGUGACUGAAAAAGGCGGUAAACGUGGUAAGAAAACGAGAAUUACUAAGAUAGGUGACCAAAUUGUAACUGAGGAUGUUUCAUUUGAUGAACAAGUUCCUAAAGUCGAAGAAAUUGAGGAUGUGCCUUUAGACUCAAUAGACCAACAACCCCAAAGGAAACCGUCGAUACCGUGGACCGAAGAAGCUGUUACUUUGAAAAAGGUCAGACCGGAAAAGAAGGUUAUACCAAAGGAAAAACCAGAGGAAGUAACAUUAAAACCACUAAGAAAACCUAAAGUAGACGAAGUAACGGUAGUUGAAGAACAACCUGAGACUUCUGAAAUAACUGAAGAAGUAGUGGUGACUGAAAAAGGCGGUAAACGUGUUAAGAAAACGAGAAUCACUAAGAUAGGUGACCAAAUUGUAACUGAGGAUGUUUCAUUUGAUGAACAAGUUCCUAAAGUCGAAGAAAUUGAGGAUGUGCCUUUAGACUCAAUAAACCAACAACCCCAAAGGAAACCGUCGAUACCGUGGACCGAAGAAGCUGUUACUUUGAAAAAGGUCAGACCGGAAAAGAAGGUUAUAUCAAAGGAAAAACCAGAGGAAGUAACAUUAAAACCACUAAGAAAACCUAAAGUAGACGAAGUAACGGUAGUUGAAGAGAAACCUGAGACUUCUGAAAUAACUGAAGAAGUAGUGGUGACUGAAAAAGGCGGUAAACGUGGUAAGAAAACGAGAAUUACUAAGAUAGGUGACCAAAUUGUAACUGAGGAUGUUUCAUUUGAUGAACAAGUUCCUAAAGUCGAAGAACUCGAAGACGUACCGGUUGAGCAGGUUGAGGAAGUUCCUGAUGAUAAGCCUGUUUUACCUUGGAGAAAAGAUGUCCCUAAAAAGAUAUCUGAAAAACCUAAAGUAGACGAAGUAACGGUAGUUGAAGAAAAACCUGAGACUUCUGAAAUAACUGAAGAAGUAGUGGUGACUGAAAAAGGCGGUAAACGUAUUAAGAAAACGAAAAUCACUAAGAUAGGUGACCAAAUUGUAACUGAGGAUGUUUCAUUUGAUGAACAAGUUCCUAAAGUCGAAGAACUCGAAGACGUACCGGUUGAGCAGGUUGAGGAAGUUCCUGAUGAUAAGCCUGUUUUACCUUGGAGAAAAGAUGUCCCUAAAAAGAUAUCUGAAAAACCUAAAGUAGACGAAGUAACGGUAGUUGAAGAAAAACCUGAGACUUCUGAAAUAACUGAAGAAGUAGUGGUGACUGAAAAAGGCGGUAAACGUGUUAGGAAAACGAGAAUCACUAAGAUAGGUGACCAAAUUGUAACUGAGGAUGUUUCAUUUGAUGAACAAGUUCCUAAAGUCGAAGAAAUUGAGGAUGUGCCUUUAGACUCAAUAGACCAACAACCCCAAAGGAAACCGUCGAUACCGUGGACCGAAGAAGCUGUUACUUUGAAAAAGGUCAGACCGGAAAAGAAGGUUAUACCAAAGGAAAAACCAGAGGAAAUAACUUUAAAACCAUUAAGAAAACCUAAAGUAGACGAUGUAUCGGUGGUUCAAGAAAAACCAGAAGAGGUUACUUUAAUAUCAUCUACAAAAACGAAUAUAGAAGAAUAUCCCGAUGAUUUACCUGAGCUUGUUAAUGUUGAUACUCCUAAAUCGGUUGACCAUCAUCCUGUCAUUAAAAUUCGUUUACUUACUCAUGAAGAUAUGUUAGUACCAGAUAGAAAUAAAGUUCAUGAGGGUAUAGUAUGUGCUCAAAAAAUUAUCGCUGGUCCAAAGGAAAAACCUAAGAAAAAGAAAAAACAUGUUCAUUUGAACGAAGAUAUGAAUCAAGAGAAAGAAUUUUCUCCUGAUGACGAAGUUUCUGCUUUAAAUGAUGAUGAAUCCAAACAAUUAUCACCUAAGUUAUUGGAUACUAAGGAGUUAAGGGGAAUUAUGAAGCCUAGAGAAGAAAUCGAUUUAAUUUCAACCAUUGUUCUUAGUUCGCCUGAUGUGGGUGAUAAUUUAGUUAGCCCUCUUUCUGAUAAAUUGUUUAUACCUAAAAACAUUACCGAACAGAUUAUACCUGCUAAACUAUUAACUGAAAAACUUGAAUUACCAUGGAGAAAAUCUAAGGUUGAAAAUGAUAAUAUACGUGAAGAAGAUAAAGUCAUUGAUAAACCAACUUUGAGAGAUUUGAAUCCGAAUGAGACAAAACCCAAACUAGAAAAAUUAGAAAUGGUAGAAAAUAAGCCUAAACGACCCAUUCCAGUUAUUUUAGAAAAUAAACCUAUGUUUGCUACAAUUAAAUUGAAAAAGGCUCCAGUCAAACCCAAAAAUGAAAUACCCAAUGUUACGUUACCCAAAUUUUUGUUAAAAUCAAUUAUACGUAGAGUUGAAUUUGAAACAAAUCAACAUUUUCCGAAGAUCUCUUAUCUUGAACCGAUAUAUGUGAACAAUGGAAUUAUUUCUAGAAACUACGCAGAAGCAAUAAAAAUUAAAAAAGUUAAACCUAAGUUAUAUAAAAUACCUGAUUUGGAACCAACUGAACUCGAAAAAUUCGAACCCGAAGAUUAUAUAAUAGAAAAAAUAGAAAAACCUGAUGAAAAACCGCUAUUUGUAAAAGACAUUAAAGAAAAACCUAAGGUAGAAGAUGAAACUCCGAGGAAGUUAAAGAUGGGGAAAGGAACGAUACCAAAAAUCGAGGAUCAUAAAGAAAUAGUAGUUUUAAAGAAAAUUCCAAAAAAACCAUUAGAAGAAGCUGUGGAAACACCGAAAAAGCCAGAAAAACCGGAAGUUCUACCAAGUAUUGAUUCAAAGCCGGGAGACGGCUAUGAAAUCAAAUUAAAGCCAUUCGAUUAUAUUCCCACAGGUGAAUUACCUGAUGAUGACUAUAGAGAGUCACAUCCCGAUGAUUUGACUACUACUAAAUCUAGUAAGGAUAAGCCAAAAUAUAAAAGAAAGAAGCCUGAGAAACCAGAUGAAGUUGAUACGCAGACGCCUCUUGUAAUGGGUGUACCUAAACCUACACCUGAUGAUAAAGAAAAGGGUAUAACACUUAAGUAUAAGCAAGGCCUACCUGAACCUGAGGCUCCUGAUGAUAUUAAACUUAAACCAGUACCCAAAGAUGCCCAUCUUAAAAAUAAACCCUUUGAUGAUGUUAAUUUGAGUAUCCCAAAACCUGAUGAUAGUGAGCUACCUAAAUUAGAUAUUAAGUCAAAGUCUAGGAAAGCACCAGUCCCCAGUACAGUUAGUAUAGAUACCCCUUUACAGGAUUUAAUUAUAGUUAGCAAAAAGAGGGAUGUAGUUAGUCCGGAAAAAGUUCAAACAAUGGUAGCUCCAUAUUUUAUUGAAAAAGUGCAACCUUUAGUAGCAGAGUAUGAGAAACCUACUGCUUUUUCAUGCACUGUGGGGGGUAUUCCCACUCCUGAAGUCAAAUGGUACCGGGAGGACCGUGAACUUCAAGCUACUGACGUAUAUGAAAUAAAUGUUUAUGAAAAUACGUCUACCUUGAGGAUUUCUAAACCAACCGAAGAACAGUCUGGUAUAUAUGUUUGCCAAGCAACGAAUUCGGCUGGAGUUUCGACCUGUACUGCACUUCUAGUAGUGUUAGAUUCGGAAGAGACUGGGGAAGCCCCAUAUUUUGUGGAACCGGUACGGCCAACAAAAGUGAAAGCUAAAAAAUCAAUUGAAUUGCGUUGCGUUGUAAAAGGAAUCCCUACGCCUGAAAUUAUAUGGUGUCGUGAAAAUGAUGAAAUAAUUUCAGAUGAUGAUGAUUUUAUCACAUCAUUUGAUUUUAAAACAGGAGAAGCAGUACUAACACUAGUAAAACCGUCAAAUGUAGACCAGCAUUUCUAUGUGGCUAAAGCUGUAAAUAUUCAUGGUAAAGCUGAAUGUAUGGCCCAUAUAACGUAUGAAAAAGAUGAGACGGGAGAAGCACCGAAAUUUAUUGAGCGUUUAAAACCGAAAGUUGUAAAAGCUAAUGAAAUAACUGAGCUGACCUGUUUAGUAAAAGGUACGCCAAUGCCAACAGUAACAUGGUGUCGUGACGAAGAAGAAAUCAUACCAGAUGAUAGUCAUAUUCUAACUUAUUUGCCCGAAACUGGUGAAUCAAAACUCGUUAUUUUACACCCAGACGAUAUCGACGAAUCUACUUACACGGUCAAUGCCACGAAUAAAUUUGGUAGGGCUCAGUGUAGAGCAAAUUUGAUAGUUCAAAAAGACGAGUUCGGAGAAGCACCGACCUUUGUUCAACCAGUGAAGCCGAAAGUAGCUAAAGCUAACGAGAUAACCGAACUAAUGUGUGUUGUAAAAGGAACGCCCACUCCGUUGGUGAUGUGGUGUCGUGAAAAUGAUGAAAUAGUUCCCGAUGAGAGUCAUUUGGUUACGUACGACUCCGAUACUGGAGUAUCUGUGUUGACUAUAAUAAAUCCAACAGAAAUAGAUGAAACUAUUUACACGGUAAAGGCCGUGAACAAACAUGGACAGGCACAAUGCCGGGCUAACCUAAUCAUACAAAAAGAUGAGUUUGGAGAAGCACCUGUUUUUGUGCAUCCCAUUAAACCAAAAAUCGCCAAAGUCAAUACAACCACAGAACUGGAGUGUUUGGUCAGAGGUACGCCUACGCCGACCGUGGUUUGGUGUAGGGGCGAGGAAGAAAUCGUAUCAGACAAAACACAUACAGUUUCGUAUUUGCCAGAAACGGGUGAAUCGAAACUUAUAAUCGUCGAAACAACGGCAGUCGAUGAAAAUACGUACACUGUAAAAGCGACCAAUAAAUUUGGCAGAGCUCAGUGCAGAGCUAAUUUAAUUAUACAGGAAGACAUUUUUGGCGAAGCACCAAUCUUUGUAGAGCCUAUUAAGCCGACUAUAGCAAAACCAAACGAGACGACUGUGCUAAAAUGUCUAGUGACUGGAAUCCCAACUCCCACCAUUGUCUGGUGUCGAGGAAAAGAAGAAAUCAUACCUGACCAAACACACACGAUAGAGUUUAUUCCAGAAACAGGCGAGUCCAAGUUGACUAUACUAAAUCCAACCGAGCCGGAUGAAGCGUAUUACUCAGUAGAAGCCGUCAACCAAUUUGGAAAAGCUAAGUGCAAAGCUAAUCUGGUUAUAGAAAAACAUGAAUUCGGUACAGCACCAUCAUUUGUCGUGCCGAUUAAGCCAAAAGCGGUUAAACCUAAAGAAACGGUGGAACUUCGUUGUGUAGUUAAUGGAACACCAAUGCCAACUGUUGUUUGGUGCCGAGGUGAUGAACAGAUUAUUCCCGACGAGAGUCAUGUUGUAUCCUAUAUACCGGAAACAGGCGAAUCCAAGUUAGUCAUAGUCCAUCCAACGGAAGUGGAUGUAAACGAUUAUACAGUGAAAGCAGUUAACUUAUUCGGCGUCGCCCAAUGCAAAGCUAAUUUAAUUAUAAGCGAAGAAGAGACAGAAAUUGAAGAAAUGCCAAAAAUAUCUGUUGGAAAAUCCCCUUACUUCGAAACUGAAUUGCAGACAGAAACUGUGUUGGAAGAAGAAGAAGAAGAAGAUGAAGUGAUCACAAAACGUUUGGUUAUCAAAGUGCGAGGCUCUCCUGAACCUAAGGUACGUUGGUAUAAAAAUGGAGUAGAAAUCAUUCCCAAUGAAGAGUUCGAGAUCGAAGAGGAAGAAGAAGGUGUAUGCAUUUUGACUAUCAAGAAAACACCAAAUGAAACAGCUCAAGUAAUCGUUUGUGAAGCAGUCAAUGAGUAUGGAGUGGCGACCACCAAAACCGUUCUGAUAAAAAGCAUAAAGGGCACUAAAGAGUACAGGAAACCUUCGUGGGUGUCUCAAAUGGAAGAGCUACGUGAACAACUUCAAGCAUUUCAAAGUGCGCCGAGCUUUGUUCAAGAAUUAAAAGACGAACGUGCAGUAGAAAAUGAUACUGUACAGUUUGAAGCUCAAUUUUCAGGAAAUCCCAUUCCAUUGGUCAUUUGGUACAAGGACGAUAAGAUUAUUCGAAAUUCGUCCAACGUUCAAGUAAAGAUCACUGAUACUAAAACUACGAUAAUCAUUCGGAAGGUGACAAAAGAAGACGAAGGUACAUACACGUGCAAAGCAAACAGCAAUUUGGGUGAAGCCAAGACAAGAGCUAAGCUUCAUGUUAAAAAACUCGGCGAUGAUCAAUUUACGGCCACGGAGGAAGAGCUAGAAGAAAAAGUUGAGGAAGUUAAAAAGGUUAAAAAAAUUACAAAGAAAAAGAAGAAGCCCAAGAAGGAGACUGAUAGAUCAUUCGACGAUAUCGAAUGGAAAGAAACGGUUCCUUUGUCUACUCCAGUCGAAGAGGCCAAAGCUACUCCAACGUUGUCCACACAACAUCCGGUAUUAGUAUCGGCGGUUGCCACUUGCAAACAUGUCGGCGAUGACAUAGUCGACGACACUCCGAUCGGGCCAGAAGUGGCAGAUCUAAUCUUUGAUGGCCGCGAACCAUUGUCAACGUCAGAAACGGUGUCAGAUGAAACGGUCAGGGAGAUACGCGGACCUGAUUAUAAACAAGCAAAACCUACCGAAGAACCGGCUUUAUUCACAGCGCUGAAAAAGCAGACGCCUACCAUCACCCGUGAAGUGGACGACGUACUUAACCAAAUCGACCUAGUGGAAUUCGGACCAGCUGAAUGGCCACUACGAGAGUUGGCCACAAUCAGUGUGCUUACACGCCACGGGAUCUCCAUAGAAGAGGUGAUUGUAGAACAUUCUUCGGGUAAAUUCCCAGCUCUGAGGACUGCGCCAGCCCAGUCGGCGAUGGUACAUUUGAUCGAACGCGAAGGGUACACUGAAUUGGUGACGGACGUGUUCACUAAAGAAUCAACAAUACCGGAAACCGUCAACGAAGUGUUCAAGGCAUUCAUGAAAAUGAUCGAGUUGAAACACAGCACUAUGGAGGAAAUCAUCACGUACCUGAUGCCAGAAGAUUUCCAAACCAGUACUUGGGACAUGGACCACGCGUCUCAAAUUACCACAGAUGAUACAAUUACCGAGACAAUUGACACAAGUGAAUCAACUGAUGUUCAAAUACAUGAAUUUAAAAAACGAUAUUCUAAAAAAUUAAUAAGAACCACUGAAGAAUCGCUUUCAAUCGAAUAUGGCAUAAAACCGAAAUCUUCAGAGGAGAACAACCUAAUUAUAACAGACGUAACUGAUGAUAUUCGUGACAAUGAUUUGAGCACGAUAGAAAAUGAGAAAAAAACAGUAACUAAAGAAGAUUUAGAAGAAAUUAAGGCUACAAAAACAACUAAAAAAAAUAAAGGACAUCUAAAAGACAAAAACCGAACCAAAAAGGACAAUGAAAAAGAAUUAGAAGAAGAAAUCAUAACUGAAGAAGUUAGAAAAAAGAGAAAAUUAGUUCUAAGUUCUACAGUCAGUGAGGAUAAUAUUCCUGAUGAAGUUGUGGAAGAACUAUGUAUUCAAAAGCUUCCUAUAAUUUAUCCUAAUGUCGUUCAAACUCCAAGUGCUAUAGACGAAGUGAUUCCACAACAAGAAGUUAUACUGACAAACAGCAUUCAACAUAAAAGCAAUAAAGCUAAAGUAAGCGUAAUUCCUUAUAACGCAGCGGAAAGUAUAUUAACCGAAGUAGAACAAAAGGAAGAACACCGAAGAGAAACGAGCAAUAAAAAAACAUUUAAAGCUAAAACCGUCUUAGAAUUAAAUGAAAGUAUAACAACAGACUAUCCUGAUACCCAAUCACCAGUAGAAAAUAUUACUAAAAGUUCAAAAAUUACACCAUGCCAAGCCCUUGUGGAUAUAGUUCCAAAUGAAGGAAUUGAAACAAAUGAAGUUAUUCCUGAUCAAAUGUUAAAAGAAGAUAUACAGAAAGCUGAAAAUAAAAAUAAGGAAGCUACACUUAGGUUUAUACCCCAUACACCAAAAAACAUUUCAGAAAUGAUACCAUCUACAAAAGAAGGUGAAUUGAAACCAAAUCACACACCAGAAACUAAAACUGCUAAGGCGGAAAUCAUUGAGUUUAAAAGUUUAAAUGUAACAGAAGUAAAUGUAGGUCAAACCGAAACUAUUUUACAAGACAUAUUACAACCACUAACUGAACAACCUACAAUUGAACAUCCUUUAAAUGAACAAAUUACAGUUAGUGAAUUUUAUUCACAAGUAAAACCAGAAAAUUAUUAUCCAGAAAUAAUAGUACCAACAGAAGUAGCAGAAAAACAAAUAGUUUCAACAAGUAAUAUUCUAACUACAUAUCAAAUAGAAGCUUCCGAAAAAGAAGACAAUUUUAAGCUUCGUGAAAUACCCGAUGGAUACAGUGCAAACAUCGCAAUAGUACCAGAAAAAAGCAUUCAAGUAUAUACAACUGAUGCACAAGAAAGUGAACAAAACUUGCCAGAACAAUGGGUUCCGGAUCAAUCAAAAGCAACAUCUGACAUAAUUUUAUUAUCUAGUCUGGUUGUAAACGUAACUGAGCAACAAGAUAACGAGGAAUCAUUUUUAUCAAGUAUUCCAGAUAUACGCAGAGCCAAUCUUAAAUUAGAUGAUGCUAAAGCAGUUUGUACACAUUCUAUGAUAAAUAUAAAUGAGGCAGAAAGUGAUUUAGUAGCACAGUCAUUGCCUGAAACAAAACAAGUAAGUAGUUUUAUUCAAGGAUUAGAGGUUCCAGAUGUAAUAGAAGUUGUCGCAAAUGAAUCGGAAACUGUGUUUACACCAAUAGCGACACAAAAAGUUCUCCCUGAAACGAGUUUCAGUGAAAAUCAAUCCUAUAUAGUAAGUGAAACCACAACCAAUGAUUUCCCCGCAGAUUUGGUAUUAACUUUAAGGUACAAAACUGACGAAGCAAUAUCAUCUAUUGAGGAAGUAGAGGCAAAACAGAUAACACAAAUAGAUGUACAGGAAACCAAUGUACCGAUUGAAGAAUCGGCGAAACCAACAUCAAUAAUACCGGAAACUAAUUUCGCAUCUAGCUUAAGUGUUACGGUUGAAGAAGCCAUCAUCGCAGAACAAGAAGAAUCGUUAAAACUAAAGAAACACCCAUAUUCACACAAAUCCAAGGCUGUGCCAACGCACGCUUUGAAAUCCGUUACCAUUGAAGAGAAUACUCCACAAAAUACAGUGGAUUCGUUUGAUAACGCAGAAGAAAUUAUACAAAUAACUGAAAAUGCCAACUCGGAUAUUGUCCACGAACAUUCACUUGUUGUAGAUGAAAUAUCCACAUUUGAUUCAGAAUCCAUUUUUUCACCAGACAGUGUUCCUAAAAAUGUGCAAGCGCAACCUUCAUUUAUCGGUCUUGAUACUGCCGAAACCUUAGAGGUGAUUCCUAAUGACACAAUGGUUACUUUAACAAUGGAUAACAUCCAUAACGACAAAGCUAAAAUUGGCCAUGUACCAUUUGAAACUUGUGUAUCCGAGAUAACUAAUGUAAACGAAUCAGAAGAAAUUUUAAAGGAAAAUGAAAACCAACAACGAAAAAAAGCAAAAACAAUAUUAGAAGAAAGUGUCGGUGUAAACGUUACCGAGCAAUCAGUUUUAGAAAGUGAAUUAUCUACAGCUGAAAUGAAACCACCACAUCCAAGUAGUGCUACCACAGAAAUAGUUUGCAUGGAAGUACCAGAUCAAUCAGUAAUAGUCACCGGAGAUUUUACCUUAAAUUUUACUGAGCGUGAAAUUCCGAAAUUGCAAGCUCAUCGCGAACAAAGCACUUUAGAAGGUGUCGCGCUUUAUGAAACCACGGUAAUUGAAAAAGAGGGAAAUGUAGAAACCAGUAAAGUGCCAAUGACGUACUCUGCUGGAACAACAAUAGUCUUAGAAGAAGCUCUAGAAAUAUCUCAAGUUGUGGCGGAUAACAGAGAAGAAAGUAUAUCACAUGUAGAGAUACCGGUUGGAGAAAAGGCACAAUUUAAUGUUUCGCCGUUUAAUACUGCUGAAAACCAUGAAAUGUUAAUAUGUGAUAGUGUGGGUACCGUAACAGAAGGCGCUCCUACUAACGCGAUUGCUCAAACAAAAUAUUAUGAGCAACAUGGUCUUGUUGAAAGUAUUAUAGUACCCGCGGAUUCUGAAGACACCUUAAAACAUUUUAUAAUGCCAGAUAAAAAGAACGCCGAUACUUUACAAACAGACUUAGAUAUUCCCUUAAGCGUACUAGAAAUUUUAACACAAGAAAAAGAAAAUGUUUUUGAAUCAGAAGAUCUUCAGAAACAUGUUCUAGACAAUCAAGAAGUAAUUUUAGAAGAAAGUCACACAACUACGGAAACAACGGUGUGUAGUUCUACUGAUGAAUUUGUUAAUGUGGAACCACAACUUUUAAAUGCAACUAAAACCCAGAAACCAUAUUCUGCUAUAGAGGAAUUUGAAACGGCUGUUUUGGAACAUGAGGGCAAUUGGUUACCUGAAGACACUUUACCAGAAAGACAUGCAGACUGCAAGUUUGAGAACGCAAAUAGUGUAAUUAAAACAGAACAAUAUAAUCUAGAAUCAGAGGAUGUUUUAUAUUUAAAUAAUGAGCCGGCAUCUGAAAACGCCUCUAUGACAGUAGAGAUUUAUAAUACCGCACUUAACACUACUGAAAUAGAAGCUCCUGAAAAAGAAGAUUCGUAUAAGCCUAAAAAAUUACCCGAUGGAUACAGUGCAAACAUCGCAAUAGUACCAGAAAAAAGCAUUCAAGUAUAUACAACUGAUGCACAAGAAAGUGAACAAAACUUGCCAGAACAAUGGGUUCCGGAUCAAUCAAAAGCAACAUCUGACAUAAUUUUAUUAUCUAGUCUGGUUGUAAACGUAACUGAGCAACAAGAUAACGAGGAAUCAUUUUUAUCAAGUAUUCCAGAUAUACGCAGAGCCAAUCUUAAAUUAGAUGAUGCUAAAGCAGUUUGUACACAUUCUAUGAUAAAUAUAAAUGAGGCAGAAAGUGAUUUAGUAGCACAGUCAUUGCCUGAAACAAAACAAGUAAGUAGUUUUAUUCAAGGAUUAGAGGUUCCAGAUGUAAUAGAAGUUGUCGCAAAUGAAUCGGAAACUGUGUUUACACCAAUAGCGACACAAAAAGUUCUCCCUGAAACGAGUUUCAGUGAAAAUCAAUCCUAUAUAGUAAGUGAAACCACAACCAAUGAUUUCCCCGCAGAUUUGGUAUUAACUUUAAGGUACAAAACUGACGAAGCAAUAUCAUCUAUUGAGGAAGUAGAGGCAAAACAGAUAACACAAAUAGAUGUACAGGAAACCAAUGUACCGAUUGAAGAAUCGGCGAAACCAACAUCAAUAAUACCGGAAACUAAUUUCGCAUCUAGCUUAAGUGUUACGGUUGAAGAAGCCAUCAUCGCAGAACAAGAAGAAUCGUUAAAACUAAAGAAACACCCAUAUUCACACAAAUCCAAGGCUGUGCCAACGCACGCUUUGAAAUCCGUUACCAUUGAAGAGAAUACUCCACAAAAUACAGUGGAUUCGUUUGAUAACGCAGAAGAAAUUAUACAAAUAACUGAAAAUGCCAACUCGGAUAUUGUCCACGAACAUUCACUUGUUGUAGAUGAAAUAUCCACAUUUGAUUCAGAAUCCAUUUUUUCACCAGACAGUGUUCCUAAAAAUGUGCAAGCGCAACCUUCAUUUAUCGGUCUUGAUACUGCCGAAACCUUAGAGGUGAUUCCUAAUGACACAAUGGUUACUUUAACAAUGGAUAACAUCCAUAACGACAAAGCUAAAAUUGGCCAUGUACCAUUUGAAACUUGUGUAUCCGAGAUAACUAAUGUAAACGAAUCAGAAGAAAUUUUAAAGGAAAAUGAAAACCAACAACGAAAAAAAGCAAAAACAAUAUUAGAAGAAAGUGUCGGUGUAAACGUUACCGAGCAAUCAGUUUUAGAAAGUGAAUUAUCUACAGCUGAAAUGAAACCACCACAUCCAAGUAGUGCUACCACAGAAAUAGUUUGCAUGGAAGUACCAGAUCAAUCAGUAAUAGUCACCGGAGAUUUUACCUUAAAUUUUACUGAGCGUGAAAUUCCGAAAUUGCAAGCUCAUCGCGAACAAAGCACUUUAGAAGGUGUCGCGCUUUAUGAAACCACGGUAAUUGAAAAAGAGGGAAAUGUAGAAACCAGUAAAGUGCCAAUGACGUACUCUGCUGGAACAACAAUAGUCUUAGAAGAAGCUCUAGAAAUAUCUCAAGUUGUGGCGGAUAACAGAGAAGAAAGUAUAUCACAUGUAGAGAUACCGGUUGGAGAAAAGGCACAAUUUAAUGUUUCGCCGUUUAAUACUGCUGAAAACCAUGAAAUGUUAAUAUGUGAUAGUGUGGGUACCGUAACAGAAGGCGCUCCUACUAACGCGAUUGCUCAAACAAAAUAUUAUGAGCAACAUGGUCUUGUUGAAAGUAUUAUAGUACCCGCGGAUUCUGAAGACACCUUAAAACAUUUUAUAAUGCCAGAUAAAAAGAACGCCGAUACUUUACAAACAGACUUAGAUAUUCCCUUAAGCGUACUAGAAAUUUUAACACAAGAAAAAGAAAAUGUUUUUGAAUCAGAAGAUCUUCAGAAACAUGUUCUAGACAAUCAAGAAGUAAUUUUAGAAGAAAGUCACACAACUACGGAAACAACGGUGUGUAGUUCUACUGAUGAAUUUGUUAAUGUGGAACCACAACUUUUAAAUGCAACUAAAACCCAGAAGCCAUAUUCUGCUGUAGAAAAUUUCGAAACAGCUGUGUUAGAACUGGAAAGUGAUUUAGCUAAAGUUGACCUGAUUCCGGACAGGCGGGCUGAAAUUGGGUUUGAGAAAAAUUUAAGUAUUGGUGUUUUAGAACAGUUACCUUUAGAUAACAAUGAUGAUUUUUUCGUUCAGAAAAAUUAUUUAGAAAAGAGUAUAACGUUAUCAAUUUCUGGAAUAGACGUGGCUGAAACUUCGGAAACAUUACCUCAAAGUCCUAUUGAAGAACUUGAAAUUAAUAUUGUAAAUCCAAAAUUGGCUCAUUCUACUCAAGAUAAUGAAGUUCAUGGACUGGUAUCAUCAGAAGUUAUUCUUCAAGACUCGGAAACGAUUUUAGAAAAUUAUCUUGAAUUUAACAGCAAAAUAGCUGAUGUCUCUUUUGAAGACAGUGCUAAGACUUGUGUUAUUACAGAAGUUUCUUCCAACGAAAAAGAAAUUCCACUGGCCAAACAACUGAAUCCAUCUCAAUAUAAUGCUGUUCAAGAGAUAUUAAGUUACGAAGGAUUACAAGUCGACGAAGCAAUUAGCCAUUUAUGUGAAGAUCAAUUAUCUCCUUUCAAAUAUACAUCACAAAGCAUUAAACCCACUUUUGAACCCAAUAAAUCAUUAGAAGUAUCUGAGAUUAACCCAUCAGAAUCAGAAGAUAUUUUAAUGCAAAAGCCGAAACAACCCAUCAAACACGCUACUCCUAUUUUUGAAGAAAAUACUAGUAUUACUAUAAACUCUACUGUGGCAAAUGAAAAGGAAAACAGCUUCAUUAAUGAUACUUUGCAUUCUAAUAUUGCAAUUGAAAACCCCAAUCUAGGUGAUUUAAAAGUACCAGAACAAUUAGAAAGAACAACAUUUGAUAGCGUUAAUUUCAUUGAUAUCCCGCUUGUAAACCAAGAUUUUGCAAAACCACACUAUUCACUGUUAGAUAGCAUCUAUACGACUGAAGUUAAUAUACAUGAUAAAGAAUCUCAGUUUAUACCUAAUCCAAAAGAAACUAAAAACAUAACAACUUUUGAGUACCUUACAGAAAAAUCAUUAGAUGUAUCAGAAGUAUUACCAAAUGAAGCAGAAUGUACUUUAAUUCAAAGUGGUAUGCCCCAACCAUCUAUUGCCUUACGCGAAAUUUCAGAAACACAAAGAGUCGCAACAGCUACAGAAAUUAUUCCUCAACAUAUUGCUGAAGAAUAUAAUGAAAAACCCCACCCAACCUCUUUUAACUUAUUACCAAACUCAGUGGAAACUGAAAGUGUUGUAAUUACAGAAACAGUUUGUAAUGAAUCUGAAAAAUUAUUCGAUACCGUUAAGAAUGACAUAAGGACUUGUGAUUUUGUAAUUACGUCUGAUCAAAAUAUUGAAGUAAUAGAAGUAACGCCUGAAGAAUCUGAAGAAGCAUUAGUUAAAACUGAGUUACUUAAAGCUUAUAAAGCUAAUCUUCUAUACGAUGAAAAUCAAACUCUAAUAGUUGAAGAAGUAGAAGCAUCGCACGAUACAAUUCCUUUUUCAGAAACACAAUUUAAGUUUAAAAAUGCCUCUCAACAAUUAGAGCCACUUUUAGAAAUGACAGUAUCAGAAAUUAGACCAGAAGAAAGUGAAGUUAAUUAUGAUGUGCAGUUAAUGCCAGCACCAAGAAAAGUUACUCAGGUUUUGCCCGAAAACGAAAGUUUAAACAUCAUAUCUACGGUUGUAACUGAAAAAGAAAUGAUACUAAAUGAAACUAAAAGAGAUAUUUGUCAAAACGCACAAGAGAUAACAGUGUAUAACAUAAAAUCUGUAACCCAAAACCAAGAAAACGAUAUCCAAACCGCCACAGGUGAAUUUAUUGAACUUAAACCUAAUGAAUUAUACUUAAAAUCAUCUUUUAUCCCGCUCGAUUCUAUUGGACAUACAGAAGUAAAUCCACUAGAAAAAGAAUCGACAUUGCAUAUUCAAUCGAGAGAUAAAAAAGAAUCCGUUACUAUCCAAUUGGAAACAAUUAAUUUACCACAAGUAUCUGAAAUCAUAAUGGGUGAUAAGGAAUCACAUUAUGUUCCUUUGCCACUUAUAAAUACUAAACACGCCUCAGCCGAUAUUUCCGACAGUCAAUAUGUUAGCAAUAUUUUGGAGGUUAAACCUAACGAGUCUUUAAUGGAAAUAAAGCCAAUGGUGUCAGACUCUUGUUUGGCAGUUCCUAAACAAGAAUUAUUACAUGAAGUUACAGUAACUAAAUAUUUAACUGUAGAAAAAGAAGAAAUAUUUGAAGGUGAGUUUAGUCCAAAUUUAUCUUCUGUCAAUGUUAAUGUAGAGAGGGAAAAGGAAACAAAAACUAUAACUGAAGUUAUAACUGAAGAAGUAGUAGAUGAAUUUAAUAAAAAAGAUUUGCCCGAUAUUAAAAAUGCUAUUGCAGAUGUUACUUCUGGACAACAAGUUGCAGAAAAAACAGAAAUUUUACCUAACACAGCUAUUGGACAAUUGAACGAUUCAAAACCUAAAUCAUUUGCAAUUAAACCUGUACAAAAUACACAGGAAAGUAUUCAGACGACUAUAACUAUUCCCCAAGAUACAGAAAAGACACUUUUUUCAUAUCCAAAACCGGAAGAAUAUACGGCUAAUAUUGGAAUAAUUCAAUCUAAAAGUAUCAACGUCACAGAAAUAGUGGGUGAAGACAAGGAGGGCAAAUUAAUAUCUUCUGAAAAGCUAAAACCACAAAUAGCUGAAAAAGAUAUUUUACUAAAUGAGGCAGCAGAAACAACGAGUGUUAUAACUAAUAUGGACGUAAUGGAAUUGAUCGAAGAACAUCCUAAACAAGUUUCGGUUAAUAUUGAACAUGAACCACAUACAAAUAUUACUCAAUUUGAAACAACUAUUCAUGAAAGUGAAAUACGUAUGGCACCUUAUGAUAUUACUAGUAAAACGGCAGAUAUAACAAUGAUUCCAAACAAAAGUUUAAUAAUUACUGAGGUGAUUUCUGAUUGCAAAGAUGAUGAACUACUUUUACAACACAAAGAAGCCAAAAAACAAGCUAGAUCUUGUAUUACUCAACUUCAUGAAGUUCCACAAGUAUCUGAAAUAAUUUCAUCGAAUACAACAAGUGAUGCACAUCUGGUAAAGUGGGAAACAAAACAUGCUAAAAUAAUGCAACCAAAUUUAAACGACACUAUAGUAUCUUCAGAAGUCAAUAUAUUAGAAAAAGAAACGGACUUUAUUGGAAAGCCUGAGUUUGAUGUCCAUACAGCAGAUAUUCAAUUUAAGGAAGAUACAUCUCUAAACGUGACUGAAAUUAUAUUAAAUGAAUCUGAACAGCCAUUAGAACUACUUAAACCAAUGGAGAGGCGAGCAUCAUUAUUACCAGCAUUAUUUGAUGUUGUUUCUGUGACGGAAAAUUAUCCUAUAGAUAAAGAAACCUACUUUGAUUCAACUCAAAACCCGAAAAGCCAAACCGUUAAUGUUACUCACAUAGAUAAUAUUAACUUGUCGGUAUCAGAAACGAAAACAGAAGAAACAGAGAUAGAAUUUACAACUUCUGCGCCAAAUACUGAAGUAGCUACUAUCCCAGAUAUAACCACACGACCAGUUGCUAAUAUUACUGAAAUAAUAACGUUGACAGAAGUAAAAAAUAUGCCUUCUGUAAAUGUAACAGAAAACGCUACAGCUAACGAAAUUCAGUUAAUGUUUGAAGGAAUUGUUCAAACAGAACCUAAUAUAGCUGAAUCAGAAGGUAUUUUAAAAAAUACAAAAACAACCGAACAAAAGGCCAAUAUUAUAGCCAAUAUUUUAGAAAAUAUAAUUAACACUGAACAAAUUGUAUCAGAAAAGGAGGGAACACUUAAUGAUAUAAGACUUCCAGAUGAAAAACAGGCCAGCAUUACAAUAGAUGAUACUUAUUCAAGUGUUAUCGUUACCAAAGUAACAGCCGAUGAAAACGAAUAUGACUUUACAACAAUUCCAAUUAGAAAAUUGUCAAAUGCAAAGUUACAAAUAGAAAAAGCAGAAGCUAUUAUUAAUUUAGAAACAACCACGACAGAAUCAUUAAACAAGUUCGAAAUAUUGCCUCCAAAAGAUGAAACCGCUAUAAUCAACAUUGAAGACGCUCGAUCAGGUAUUUUAAUUUCUAAAAUAAAUUCCGAAGAUAAAGAGACUGAUUUGAUAAUACGACAAGAUAAGCCUACAAAAGCUACAAUUCAGAUUGAUAACUUGGAAGUUAUUACUAAAGAUGAACAUAUAACGUCAGAAAAAGAAGACUUAUUACUAAUAAAACAACAACCAGAUACACUCAACGCAUCAAUUUCAUUUGAAACUACAAAAAAUACUGUAGAUAUACUUGAUGUAACAUGUAUUGAUACAGAAGACGAUUUAUCAGUUGAACCAUUAAGAAGAGCAUCAAUGGCAGCAAUAUCGACUGAGGAAUUUAAGCAUUUGGAGACAUCAGAAGAACUACCAUUAACUAAUGCAUAUGAUCUUGAAAUGCCUACAAAAAUUAAAGAACAAACCGCCAAAGUAGAUUUCUACGAGCUCAAACAGAUAAUGGUUGAAGAAGCUAUAACUAAUGAAACUGAAACCGUUUUAAAUGAAGAAAAACCAUUAUCACAAAACAUUCAACGUCACCUUAUACCAGUUGAACAAAAUGAAAUAGUAGCAGAGAUACAACCAAUUAACUUUGAAGACGACAAAUCCAUUUUAGAAGAAGCCAAGAUAAUUAUACCCACAAACCAACAAUGGCUCAAUGUUCGUGACGAUAAAGUUCUUGAGACAACAAAAGAAUUUAAGUCCGUAAAAACAGUGACAAAACAAGCAACUAUAACGGAUACUUCCUCAGAUCUCACAUGGCCAGCAGAGCAGAGCGUACAGAAAACAUCUCCAUCCAUCACAGACACACAAAAAACACAAAACACAAAAAACCUUGAAGCCCAUUCUGUUAGUGAAGGGGGUAAAAAAAAGGUGACCAAAAAGAAGACUAUUAAGAAAGUAGUUGACGGUAAAGAGGAGGUUGAAGUUGUUGAAUCGAAACCCGAAAUAUCCGAAAUAACCGAUGAAGAAGUAGGUCAUUUGCCUGAUUCUAAAUUAGUCAAACCCGAGGAGGCUACCAUUAUUCCCGAGGAAACAACUUCUGUAGAUAUACAAACCACUACAGUCAUUGAAGGGGGUAAGAAAAAGGUGACCAAAAAGAAGACCAUUAAGAAAGUGGUUGAUGGUAAAGAGGAGGUUGAAGUUGUUGAAUCGAAACCCGAAAUAUCCGAAAUAACCGAUGAAGAAGUAGGUCUUUUGCCCGAUUCUAAAUUAGUCAAACCCGAGGAGGCUACCAUUAUUCCCGAGGAAACAACUUCUGUAGAUAUACAAACCACUACAGUCAUUGAAGGGGGUAAGAAAAAGGUGACCAAAAAGAAGACCAUUAAGAAAGUGGUUGACGGUAAAGAGGAGGUUGAAGUUGUUGAAUCGAAACCCGAAAUAUCCGAAAUAACCGAUGAAGAAGUAGGUCUUUUGCCCGAUUCUAAAUUAGUCAAACCCGAGGAGGCUACCAUUAUUCCCGAGGAAACAACUUCUGUAGAUAUACAAACCACUACAGUCAUUGAAGGGGGUAAGAAAAAGGUGACCAAAAAGAAGACCAUUAAGAAAGUGGUUGACGGUAAAGAGGAGGUUGAAGUUGUUGAAUCGAAACCCGAAAUAUCCGAAAUAACCGAUGAAGAAGUAGGUCUUUUGCCCGAUUCUAAAUUAGUCAAACCCGAGGAGGCUACCAUUAUUCCCGAGGAAACAACUUCUGUAGAUAUACAAACCACUACAGUCAUUGAAGGGGGUAAGAAAAAGGUGACCAAAAAGAAGACCAUUAAGAAAGUGGUUGACGGUAAAGAGGAGGUUGAAGUUGUUGAAUCGAAACCCGAAAUAUCCGAAAUAACCGAUGAAGAAGUAGGUCUUUUGCCCGAUUCUAAAUUAGUCAAACCCGAGGAGGCUACCAUUAUUCCCGAGGAAACAACUUCUGUAGAUAUACAAACCACUACAGUCAUUGAAGGGGGUAAGAAAAAGGUGACCAAAAAGAAGACCAUUAAGAAAGUGGUUGACGGUAAAGAGGAGGUUGAAGUUGUUGAAUCGAAACCCGAAAUAUCCGAAAUAACCGAUGAAGAAGUAGGUCUUUUGCCCGAUUCUAAAUUAGUCAAACCCGAGGAGGCUACCAUUAUUCCCGAGGAAACAACUUCUGUAGAUAUACAAACCACUACAGUCAUUGAAGGGGGUAAGAAAAAGGUGACCAAAAAGAAGACCAUUAAGAAAGUGGUUGACGGUAAAGAGGAGGUUGAAGUUGUUGAAUCGAAACCCGAAAUAUCCGAAAUAACCGAUGAAGAAGUAGGUCUUUUGCCCGAUUCUAAAUUAGUCAAACCCGAGGAGGCUACCAUUAUUCCCGAGGAAACAACUUCUGUAGAUAUACAAACCACUACAGUUAUUGAAGGGGGUAAGAAAAAGGUGACCAAAAAGAAGACCAUUAAGAAAGUGGUUGACGGUAAAGAGGAGGUUGAAGUUGUUGAAUCGAAACCCGAAAUAUCCGAAAUAACCGAUGAAGAAGUAGGUCUUUUGCCCGAUUCUAAAUUAGUCAAACCCGAGGAGGCUACCAUUAUUCCCGAGGAAACAACUUCUGUAGAUAUACAAACCACUACAGUCAUUGAAGGGGGUAAGAAAAAGGUGACCAAAAAGAAGACCAUUAAGAAAGUGGUUGACGGUAAAGAGGAGGUUGAAGUUGUUGAAUCGAAACCCGAAAUAUCCGAAAUAACCGAUGAAGAAGUAGGUCUUUUGCCCGAUUCUAAAUUAGCCAAACCCGAGGAGGCUACCAUUAUUCCCGAGGAAACAACUUCUGUAGAUAUACAAACCACUACAGUUAUUGAAGGGGGUAAGAAAAAGGUGACCAAAAAGAAGACCAUUAAGAAAGUGGUUGACGGUAAAGAGGAGGUUGAAGUUGUUGAAUCGAAACCCGAAAUAUCCGAAAUAACCGAUGAAGAAGUAGGUCUUUUGCCCGAUUCUAAAUUAGUCAAACCCGAGGAGGCUACCAUUAUUCCCGAGGAAACAACUUCUGUAGAUAUACAAACCACUACAGUUAUUGAAGGGGGUAAGAAAAAGGUGACCAAAAAGAAGACCAUUAAGAAAGUGGUUGACGGUAAAGAGGAGGUUGAAGUUGUUGAAUCGAAACCCGAAAUAUCCGAAAUAACCGAUGAAGAAGUAGGUCUUUUGCCCGAUUCUAAAUUAGUCAAACCCGAGGAGGCUACCAUUAUUCCCGAGGAAACAACUUCUGUAGAUAUACAAACCACUACAGUUAUUGAAGGGGGUAAGAAAAAGGUGACCAAAAAGAAGACCAUUAAGAAAGUGGUUGACGGUAAAGAGGAGGUUGAAGUUGUUGAAUCGAAACCCGAAAUAUCCGAAAUAACCGAUGAAGAAGUAGGUCUUUUGCCCGAUUCUAAAUUAGUCAAACCCGAGGAGGCUACCAUUAUUCCCGAGGAAACAACUUCUGUAGAUAUACAAACCACUACAGUUAUUGAAGGGGGUAAGAAAAAGGUGACCAAAAAGAAGACCAUUAAGAAAGUGGUUGACGGUAAAGAGGAGGUUGAAGUUGUUGAAUCGAAACCCGAAAUAUCCGAAAUAACCGAUGAAGAAGUAGGUCUUUUGCCCGAUUCUAAAUUAGUCAAACCCGAGGAGGCUACCAUUAUUCCCGAGGAAACAACUUCUGUAGAUAUACAAACCACUACAGUUAUUGAAGGGGGUAAGAAAAAGGUGACCAAAAAGAAGACCAUUAAGAAAGUGGUUGACGGUAAAGAGGAGGUUGAAGUUGUUGAAUCGAAACCCGAAAUAUCCGAAAUAACCGAUGAAGAAGUAGGUCUUUUGCCCGAUUCUAAAUUAGCCAAACCCGAGGAGGCUACCAUUAUUCCCGAGGAAACAACUUCUGUAGAUAUACAAACCACUACAGUUAUUGAAGGGGGUAAGAAAAAGGUGACCAAAAAGAAGACCAUUAAGAAAGUGGUUGACGGUAAAGAGGAGGUUGAAGUUGUUGAAUCGAAACCCGAAAUAUCCGAAAUAACCGAUGAAGAAGUAGGUCUUUUGCCCGAUUCUAAAUUAGCCAAACCCGAGGAGGCUACCAUUAUUCCCGAGGAAACAACUUCUGUAGAUAUACAAACCACUACAGUUAUUGAAGGGGGUAAGAAAAAGGUGACCAAAAAGAAGACCAUUAAGAAAGUGGUUGACGGUAAAGAGGAGGUUGAAGUUGUUGAAUCGAAACCCGAAAUAUCCGAAAUAACCGAUGAAGAAGUAGGUCUUUUGCCCGAUUCUAAAUUAGCCAAACCCGAGGAGGCUACCAUUAUUCCCGAGGAAACAACUUCUGUAGAUAUACAAACCACUACAGUCAUUGAAGGGGGUAAGAAAAAGGUGACCAAAAAGAAGACCAUUAAGAAAGUGGUUGACGGUAAAGAGGAGGUUGAAGUUGUUGAAUCGAAACCCGAAAUAUCCGAAAUAACCGAUGAAGAAGUAGGUCUUUUGCCCGAUUCUAAAUUAGUCCAACCCGAGGAGGCUACCAUUAUUCCCGAGGAAACAACUUCUGUAGAUAUACAAACCACUACAGUUAUUGAAGGGGGUAAGAAAAAGGUGACCAAAAAGAAGACCAUUAAGAAAGUGGUUGACGGUAAAGAGGAGGUUGAAGUUGUUGAAUCGAAACCCGAAAUAUCCGAAAUAACCGAUGAAGAAGUAGGUCUUUUGCCCGAUUCUAAAUUAGUCAAACCCGAGGAGGCUACCAUUAUUCCCGAGGAAACAACUUCUGUAGAUAUACAAACCACUACAGUCAUUGAAGGGGGUAAGAAAAAGGUGACCAAAAAGAAGACCAUUAAGAAAGUGGUUGACGGUAAAGAGGAGGUUGAAGUUGUUGAAUCGAAACCCGAAAUAUCCGAAAUAACCGAUGAAGAAGUAGGUCUUUUGCCCGAUUCUAAAUUAGUCAAACCCGAGGAGGCUACCAUUAUUCCCGAGGAAACAACUUCUGUAGAUAUACAAACCACUACAGUCAUUGAAGGGGGUAAGAAAAAGGUGACCAAAAAGAAGACCAUUAAGAAAGUGGUUGACGGUAAAGAGGAGGUUGAAGUUGUUGAAUCGAAACCCGAAAUAUCCGAAAUAACCGAUGAAGAAGUAGGUCUUUUGCCCGAUUCUAAAUUAGUCAAACCCGAGGAGGCUACCAUUAUUCCCGAGGAAACAACUUCUGUAGAUAUACAAACCACUACAGUUAUUGAAGGGGGUAAGAAAAAGGUGACCAAAAAGAAGACCAUUAAGAAAGUGGUUGAUGGUAAAGAGGAGGUUGAAGUUGUUGAAUCGAAACCCGAAAUAUCCGAAAUAACCGAUGAAGAAGUAGGUCUUUUGCCCGAUUCUAAAUUAGCCAAACCCGAGGAGGCUACCAUUAUUCCCGAGGAAACAACUUCUGUAGAUAUACAAACCACUACAGUCAUUGAAGGGGGUAAGAAAAAGGUGACCAAAAAGAAGACCAUUAAGAAAGUGGUUGACGGUAAAGAGGAGGUUGAAGUUGUUGAAUCGAAACCCGAAAUAUCCGAAAUAACCGAUGAAGAAGUAGGUCUUUUGCCCGAUUCUAAAUUAGUCAAACCCGAGGAGGCUACCAUUAUUCCCGAGGAAACAACUUCUGUAGAUAUACAAACCACUACAGUUAUUGAAGGGGGUAAGAAAAAGGUGACCAAAAAGAAGACCAUUAAGAAAGUGGUUGACGGUAAAGAGGAGGUUGAAGUUGUUGAAUCGAAACCCGAAAUAUCCGAAAUAACCGAUGAAGAAGUAGGUCUUUUGCCCGAUUCUAAAUUAGUCAAACCCGAGGAGGCUACCAUUAUUCCCGAGGAAACAACUUCUGUAGAUAUACAAACCACUACAGUCAUUGAAGGGGGUAAGAAAAAGGUGACCAAAAAGAAGACCAUUAAGAAAGUGGUUGACGGUAAAGAGGAGGUUGAAGUUGUUGAAUCGAAACCCGAAAUAUCCGAAAUAACCGAUGAAGAAGUAGGUCUUUUGCCCGAUUCUAAAUUAGUCAAACCCGAGGAGGCUACCAUUAUUCCCGAGGAAACAACUUCUGUAGAUAUACAAACCACUACAGUCAUUGAAGGGGGUAAGAAAAAGGUGACCAAAAAGAAGACCAUUAAGAAAGUGGUUGACGGUAAAGAGGAGGUUGAAGUUGUUGAAUCGAAACCCGAAAUAUCCGAAAUAACCGAUGAAGAAGUAGGUCUUUUGCCCGAUUCUAAAUUAGUCAAACCCGAGGAGGCUACCAUUAUUCCCGAGGAAACAACUUCUGUAGAUAUACAAACCACUACAGUCAUUGAAGGGGGUAAGAAAAAGGUGACCAAAAAGAAGACCAUUAAGAAAGUGGUUGACGGUAAAGAGGAGGUUGAAGUUGUUGAAUCGAAACCCGAAAUAUCCGAAAUAACCGAUGAAGAAGUAGGUCUUUUGCCCGAUUCUAAAUUAGCCAAACCCGAGGAGGCUACCAUUAUUCCCGAGGAAACAACUUCUGUAGAUAUACAAACCACUACAGUCAUUGAAGGGGGUAAGAAAAAGGUGACCAAAAAGAAGACCAUUAAGAAAGUGGUUGACGGUAAAGAGGAGGUUGAAGUUGUUGAAUCGAAACCCGAAAUAUCCGAAAUAACCGAUGAAGAAGUAGGUCUUUUGCCCGAUUCUAAAUUAGUCAAACCCGAGGAGGCUACCAUUAUUCCCGAGGAAACAACUUCUGUAGAUAUACAAACCACUACAGUCAUUGAAGGGGGUAAGAAAAAGGUGACCAAAAAGAAGACCAUUAAGAAAGUGGUUGACGGUAAAGAGGAGGUUGAAGUUGUUGAAUCGAAACCCGAAAUAUCCGAAAUAACCGAUGAAGAAGUAGGUCUUUUGCCCGAUUCUAAAUUAGUCAAACCCGAGGAGGCUACCAUUAUUCCCGAGGAAACAACUUCUGUAGAUAUACAAACCACUACAGUCAUUGAAGGGGGUAAGAAAAAGGUGACCAAAAAGAAGACCAUUAAGAAAGUGGUUGACGGUAAAGAGGAGGUUGAAGUUGUUGAAUCGAAACCCGAAAUAUCCGAAAUAACCGAUGAAGAAGUAGGUCUUUUGCCCGAUUCUAAAUUAGUCAAACCCGAGGAGGCUACCAUUAUUCCCGAGGAAACAACUUCUGUAGAUAUACAAACCACUACAGUCAUUGAAGGGGGUAAGAAAAAGGUGACCAAAAAGAAGACCAUUAAGAAAGUGGUUGACGGUAAAGAGGAGGUUGAAGUUGUUGAAUCGAAACCCGAAAUAUCCGAAAUAACCGAUGAAGAAGUAGGUCUUUUGCCCGAUUCUAAAUUAGUCAAACCCGAGGAGGCUACCAUUAUUCCCGAGGAAACAACUUCUGUAGAUAUACAAACCACUACAGUCAUUGAAGGGGGUAAGAAAAAGGUGACCAAAAAGAAGACCAUUAAGAAAGUGGUUGACGGUAAAGAGGAGGUUGAAGUUGUUGAAUCGAAACCCGAAAUAUCCGAAAUAACCGAUGAAGAAGUAGGUCUUUUGCCCGAUUCUAAAUUAGUCAAACCCGAGGAGGCUACCAUUAUUCCCGAGGAAACAACUUCUGUAGAUAUACAAACCACUACAGUUAUUGAAGGGGGUAAGAAAAAGGUGACCAAAAAGAAGACCAUUAAGAAAGUGGUUGACGGUAAAGAGGAGGUUGAAGUUGUUGAAUCGAAACCCGAAAUAUCCGAAAUAACCGAUGAAGAAGUAGGUCUUUUGCCCGAUUCUAAAUUAGUCAAACCCGAGGAGGCUACCAUUAUUCCCGAGGAAACAACUUCUGUAGAUAUACAAACCACUACAGUUAUUGAAGGGGGUAAGAAAAAGGUGACCAAAAAGAAGACCAUUAAGAAAGUGGUUGACGGUAAAGAGGAGGUUGAAGUUGUUGAAUCGAAACCCGAAAUAUCCGAAAUAACCGAUGAAGAAGUAGGUCUUUUGCCCGAUUCUAAAUUAGUCAAACCCGAGGAGGCUACCAUUAUUCCCGAGGAAACAACUUCUGUAGAUAUACAAACCACUACAGUCAUUGAAGGGGGUAAGAAAAAGGUGACCAAAAAGAAGACCAUUAAGAAAGUGGUUGACGGUAAAGAGGAGGUUGAAGUUGUUGAAUCGAAACCCGAAAUAUCCGAAAUAACCGAUGAAGAAGUAGGUCUUUUGCCCGAUUCUAAAUUAGUCAAACCCGAGGAGGCUACCAUUAUUCCCGAGGAAACAACUUCUGUAGAUAUACAAACCACUACAGUCAUUGAAGGGGGUAAGAAAAAGGUGACCAAAAAGAAGACCAUUAAGAAAGUGGUUGACGGUAAAGAGGAGGUUGAAGUUGUUGAAUCGAAACCCGAAAUAUCCGAAAUAACCGAUGAAGAAGUAGGUCUUUUGCCCGAUUCUAAAUUAGUCAAACCCGAGGAGGCUACCAUUAUUCCCGAGGAAACAACUUCUGUAGAUAUACAAACCACUACAGUCAUUGAAGGGGGUAAGAAAAAGGUGACCAAAAAGAAGACCAUUAAGAAAGUGGUUGACGGUAAAGAGGAGGUUGAAGUUGUUGAAUCGAAACCCGAAAUAUCCGAAAUAACCGAUGAAGAAGUAGGUCUUUUGCCCGAUUCUAAAUUAGUCAAACCCGAGGAGGCUACCAUUAUUCCCGAGGAAGCAACUUCUGUAGAUAUACAAACCACUACAGUUAUUGAAGGGGGUAAGAAAAAGGUGACCAAAAAGAAGACCAUUAAGAAAGUGGUUGACGGUAAAGAGGAGGUUGAAGUUGUUGAAUCGAAACCCGAAAUAUCCGAAAUAACCGAUGAAGAAGUAGGUCUUUUGCCCGAUUCUAAAUUAGUCAAACCCGAGGAGGCUACCAUUAUUCCCGAGGAAACAACUUCUGUAGAUAUACAAACCACUACAGUUAUUGAAGGGGGUAAGAAAAAGGUGACCAAAAAGAAGACCAUUAAGAAAGUGGUUGACGGUAAAGAGGAGGUUGAAGUUGUUGAAUCGAAACCCGAAAUAUCCGAAAUAACCGAUGAAGAAGUAGGUCUUUUGCCCGAUUCUAAAUUAGUCAAACCCGAGGAGGCUACCAUUAUUCCCGAGGAAACAACUUCUGUAGAUAUACAAACCACUACAGUCAUUGAAGGGGGUAAGAAAAAGGUGACCAAAAAGAAGACCAUUAAGAAAGUGGUUGACGGUAAAGAGGAGGUUGAAGUUGUUGAAUCGAAACCCGAAAUAUCCGAAAUAACCGAUGAAGAAGUAGGUCUUUUGCCCGAUUCUAAAUUAGUCAAACCCGAGGAGGCUACCAUUAUUCCCGAGGAAACAACUUCUGUAGAUAUACAAACCACUACAGUCAUUGAAGGGGGUAAGAAAAAGGUGACCAAAAAGAAGACCAUUAAGAAAGUGGUUGACGGUAAAGAGGAGGUUGAAGUUGUUGAAUCGAAACCCGAAAUAUCCGAAAUAACCGAUGAAGAAGUAGGUCUUUUGCCCGAUUCUAAAUUAGUCAAACCCGAGGAGGCUACCAUUAUUCCCGAGGAAACAACUUCUGUAGAUAUACAAACCACUACAGUCAUUGAAGGGGGUAAGAAAAAGGUGACCAAAAAGAAGACCAUUAAGAAAGUGGUUGACGGUAAAGAGGAGGUUGAAGUUGUUGAAUCGAAACCCGAAAUAUCCGAAAUAACCGAUGAAGAAGUAGGUCUUUUGCCCGAUUCUAAAUUAGUCAAACCCGAGGAGGCUACCAUUAUUCCCGAGGAAACAACUUCUGUAGAUAUACAAACCACUACAGUCAUUGAAGGGGGUAAGAAAAAGGUGACCAAAAAGAAGACCAUUAAGAAAGUGGUUGACGGUAAAGAGGAGGUUGAAGUUGUUGAAUCGAAACCCGAAAUAUCCGAAAUAACCGAUGAAGAAGUAGGUCUUUUGCCCGAUUCUAAAUUAGUCAAACCCGAGGAGGCUACCAUUAUUCCCGAGGAAGCAACUUCUGUAGAUAUACAAACCACUACAGUUAUUGAAGGGGGUAAGAAAAAGGUGACCAAAAAGAAGACCAUUAAGAAAGUGGUUGACGGUAAAGAGGAGGUUGAAGUUGUUGAAUCGAAACCCGAAAUAUCCGAAAUAACCGAUGAAGAAGUAGGUCUUUUGCCCGAUUCUAAAUUAGUCAAACCCGAGGAGGCUACCAUUAUUCCCGAGGAAACAACUUCUGUAGAUAUACAAACCACUACAGUCAUUGAAGGGGGUAAGAAAAAGGUGACCAAAAAGAAGACCAUUAAGAAAGUGGUUGACGGUAAAGAGGAGGUUGAAGUUGUUGAAUCGAAACCCGAAAUAUCCGAAAUAACCGAUGAAGAAGUAGGUCUUUUGCCCGAUUCUAAAUUAGUCAAACCCGAGGAGGCUACCAUUAUUCCCGAGGAAACAACUUCUGUAGAUAUACAAACCACUACAGUCAUUGAAGGGGGUAAGAAAAAGGUGACCAAAAAGAAGACCAUUAAGAAAGUGGUUGACGGUAAAGAGGAGGUUGAAGUUGUUGAAUCGAAACCCGAAAUAUCCGAAAUAACCGAUGAAGAAGUAGGUCUUUUGCCCGACUCUAAAUUAGUCAAACCCGAGGAGGCUACCAUUAUUCCCGAGGAAACAACUUCUGUAGAUUUAGAUAAAGUGGCUAAUGUUUUCCCUUUUUCCCCUCAAACAUCUCAAGGAACUUCACAUAAUAUACCACUACACAUAGUACUGUCAGAUGAAAAACUGGAAGAUGUAAAAAAUGAGGAUACUGAAGAGAUACUACAAAAACCUAUUGAAAAGCCAAACGAAAAUGAUAUUGAUAUUAAAAAUGCCUUUUUGAUAUUAAAACCGAAAAAAACACAACUCGAAGAAGAAGAUGAAGUAGCCAGCGUUACAUUCAUUCCCAAAAAAUCUAAAGUUAAGGAAGAUAUAGAACAAGUAUUUAGUAUCAACGCACAAACGUAUGAAGAGGAAGAAAUUUCUAUGACAGGAAUUGUAAAGUUACAAAGAAAAUCAUUAAUAGAAACCCUAGAAGUUGAUACUGUUGACAAUAUUGAUCAAAAUAUACCUGCUUUAACUAUAGAAGAAUUAGAUGAAACAAAUAAAGUUAUUCAAACACAAAAAGAUACAGAAAACUAUGAAACUGAAGUUACUAUAACGUCAAUACCAAAGAUACCUAGCACCAAAAAAGAUCAAAAAGAAAAUAUUGGCGUUACGGAUAACGAACUUCCAUUGAAAGAAGGUGAAGAAGAAGAAAAGCCUAAGCGUAAACCAUCGUUAAAGAAAGAAACUGAUAACCAAAGCUCAACACCAGAAGAUUCAUCGGUUAUAGUAAAACGUCCUAAAAAGAAAUCGAUACCUAAAGAAGAAACUGAAACUGAAGGAACCGAAGUUACAAUUAAGAAAAAACCUAAAAAACCAGUAGCCGAAGAAGACCGAAAAGAAUCUAUUGAAGUUACAAUUAAACCAAAGAGAAAACCAUCAAUACAAAAAGAUGAAGAAUCUGACAAAAUCACUGUAGAAAAGAUAGAAGUUGAAGAAUCUGAUGACAAACUUCCCUCGAAAGAAGGUGAAGAAGAAGAAAAGCCCAAGCGUAAACCAUCGUUAAAGAAAGAAACUGAUGACCAAAGCUCAACACCAGAAGAGUCAUCGGUUAUAGUAAAACGUCCUAAAAAGAAAUCGAUACCUAAAGAAGAAACUGAAACUGAAGGAACCGAAGUUACAAUUAAGAAAAAACCUAAAAAACCAGUAGCCGAAGAAGACCGAAAAGAAUCUAUUGAAGUUACAAUUAAACCAAAGAGAAAACCAUCAAUACAAAAAGAUGAAGAAUCUGACAAAAUCACUGUAGAAAAGAUAGAAGUUGAAGAAUCUGAUGACAAACUUCCCUCGAAAGAAGGUGAAGAAGAAGAAAAGCCUAAGCGUAAACCAUCGUUAAAGAAAGAAACUGAUGACCAAAGCUCAACACCAGAGGAGUCAUCGGUUAUAGUAAAACGUCCUAAAAAGAAAUCGAUACCUAAAGAAGAAACUGAAAUCGUUGAGAUUGAAGAUACUGAUGAUGAUGUUACCUCUGUCACAUACGUACCAAGGUCAAAAAAAAUAGUGGAGAACAUUGAACAAGAGUUUAAUAUACACUCUAAUACUUAUGAAGAAGAAAAUAUAUCUAUGUCAGGUAAAGUGAAAAUUCCAUCAAGAAAGCAAUCCUCUUUAGAAACUGAUGUUAAUGUAUCAGAGACUUUAGAUGUUGUUUUGGAUGAUUCUGAGGUCCAUAAAGAUGACAAGGUAGAAUAUUUGGACAAUGUAGAAGUUCGUCUAAAUCGACCGAAACAAAUCAAAUCUAAGAAUAUAAACAAAGAAAGAACUUUUGAUGAGACAUCAAUUACCUUAAGACAUCCAUUAAAAAGUGCUCAUGAAGAACAUGAAACUUUAGAACAAAUUGAUGCUGUUGAGCUUAAAUUGAGAUCUAAAUCUCAGCCUUUUAAUAUAGAAGAAGGUCCUGAUGAGCUAUUUAAUAUAGAUCUAAAACUAAAAAAAGAAGUUAAGAAUAAUUUAGUUAUAUGUGAAGAAGAAUCAUUGGAUUUUAAAGUCAAACGAAAGCCGUCGAUAAAAUGUAUUACUCAAGAUGGAGCUGAAUUGAACUUAUUCCAAGAGAAAUAUGUAUCAACCGAUGAUGGUAAUAUGACCUGUUCUGAAAACCAUGAUGGAGAAGCUAUGUUUGCAAUACGUUCUUAUAUUGCUGAAAAUGAUGAUGCACUAGAUUUAGUAGAAGGCGAAAAAGUUCACGUCAUUGAGAGCAAUAAUCAAGAAUGGUGGUUCGUAAAAAAACAUUUAACUGAAGAAAAAGGCUGGGUUCCGUCUAUAUAUCUCAGAGACGAAACUAGUUAUAUGCAAUACGUACAAAAGAAACUACAUGAAAAAAUAGACAAACUGCCUAUAUUUCAAAGACAUUCUCUAAAUGAAAAACCAACAGCUCCACGAUUUAUUGAAAAACUUCAACCUAAACACAUACCUGACGGGGGUACAGUUCAGUUCCAAUGUCAUGUGGAAGGAAAUCCUAGACCACAAAUUACUUGGUUUAGACAAACGGCUAUAUUAAAGCCUUCGCAAGACUUCCAAAUAUUCUACGACGAAGACAAUGUAGCAACACUGAUAAUUAGAGAAGUUUUCCCCGAAGAUGCGGGUACAUUUACUUGCGUUGCUAAAAAUAUUGCUGGUUUUGCUUCCAGCACUACAGAAUUAACUGUCGAAGCGCCAUUAUCUGAUCAUGGAUCUGAUAUUACCGGUCUUUCUAGAAAGAGCAUGUCUAGAGAAUCUUCGUUAGCAGACAUACUGGAAGGUAUACCUCCGACGUUUUCACGUAAGCCAAAGGCCACAUGCGCGAAUGAAAACUCUGAUGUUCUUCUCGAAUGUCGAUUAGUAGCUGUUCCAGAGCCAGAUAUCUUAUGGCAUUACAACGGCAAUGAGAUGUCUAGUACGUCAUCUAUUAAAGUAGAAACCUACUCCGAUAUGCACUUCUACGUUAGUUCAGUCAAAAUUAGCAAUGUUAAAAAAACACAAGAAGGAGUUUAUUCGGUAGUGGCUAGGAACAGGGAAGGUGAAGCUAAAAUGGAUUUAGUAUUGAAAGUUAAAACAGGACAGCCCGAGAAACCUCAAAUAUUAGAACCACUUUACGAUAUUACAAUAAAUGAAGGAGAAACUGCAAUUUUAAGUACUCAAAUAAGUGGAGAACCACAACCUACGAUAGAGUGGCUUAAAAAUAACAAACCCAUUUCAAACAUCAACACAGUAGUAUCUAAAGAUGGUGUUCACACUUUGACGAUAAACAAACCAACGCCUCGUGAUUCAGCAAAGUAUACUGUCAAUGCUUCAAACAAGCUCGGAUCUGCUCAAACAACGUGUUUCCUGUCAAUUGAAGAACUUCCUGGUCCACAAGCACCGUUAUUCGUUGAAAGGUUCCAAGAGCAAACUGUAAAAGAAAAUGGAACUAUUACAUUGAUUGCGAGAGUUACUGGAAAUCCAGUUCCGACCGUCUCGUGGUUUAGAAAUAACAAACCUUUAUUAGCAUCUCCAAAAAAGAAGGAAGUAUUUGACGGUGAAAAUAUCGUUUUAGAAAUUUUGAAUGCUGGUAGCGAAGAUGAUGCAGGCGAUUACAAAUGUGUUGCUACAAAUACUUUUGGAACUGCUACACAUGGAGCUCGUAUAUCAGUAGACGUUCCACUAGUGACAUUCUCUCGACCACUGAAGGAAGUGAUAGAGGUUGAUGAAAAGCAGUCAAUAUAUUUGGAAUGCGAAACAUCGCAUACUGUUACGACAAAGUGGUUAUUGAAUGGCAAAGAGCUUACUGGCAUGGAUCAUAGAGAGUUGCAUCAAGAUGGACGAGUACAUCGAUUAGUUAUUAAGAAAUCAAGUAUUCUCGAUUCGGGCAAGUACACAUGUACUGUCAAACACCACUCUACUUCCAGCACAGUAACAGUACAUGAUAUACAAGCAGAGUUUGUAAAAAAACUUGAAGAUGUCGAAGUAAAGGAAAAUGAGUGUGCUAUUUUGGAAGUAGAAAUUUCCUCCGAUACUGCUAAUGUUACAUGGCAUAAGAAUGGAGAAAUGCUUACCGAUGGCUUGAAAAACAAAGUGUUCUUCGAAAAAGAUGGUCAAACACGUAAACUAGUCAUAAGGAGUAUCUCAGUGCAUGACGACGGUGAAUAUACAUGUUCCUUAGGUGAUCAAGAAUGUACUGCAGAAAUAAAUGUCAUAGAAUUAGCACCACAAAUUAUAACUAAACUGAAAGAUCAGAAAGUUGCCACAGGAGAACAGGUGCUAUUUGAUAUUGAAUUGACAAAAGGAGAUGCUCUGGUCAAAUGGACCAAAGACGAAAAAGAAUUACAGCUGAGUAAUAAUGUUAGAUUGACUAUUGAUGGAAAAAGACAAAGAUUGGAAAUUGUUAAAGCGUCAAAGAGUGAUUCUGGUAUUUAUGGUUGUCAAGUUCACGAACAAACCUGUAAAGCUAAACUAGUCGUUGAAGAACCGAAAGCGAGUUUUACAAAAAAAUUACCAGAUGUUACGCUCGCUGUUAAUGGUACUGAUAUUAAACUACAAGUAGAGGUUUCAAAUCCAGAAGUGUCAGUAAAAUGGUUAAGGUCAGGAAAAGUUAUAAAACAAUCUGAAAAAUAUAAUAUAAUUUCUGAAGGACAAGUUCACACACUCAUCAUUAAAAAAGCUACACGAGCUGAUGAGUCCGAAUACACGUGUACAGCAGUUAAUGUCAAGACAUCGACAAAAUUAAAAGUUGAAGUCAAAGAAGAGCCACCUAAAGUUAUUAAUAUAGUCAAAGAAUAUCGUUUAAAAAAAGAUGAAGAUUUAAGUGUUAACGUAACUUUUACUUCAUCGACAGCAACCUCAGCAGAAUGGUUUAUCAACGAAACCCAAUUAAUAAAAUCAAACAGAGUAUCCUAUUCGAUUGCUGAAUCGUCAGCCAGUCUUAACAUUAAAAAGAUAAGCGAGUUGGACACGGGUAAACUCAUUAUAAAAUUAAAGAACGAUUAUGGGGAAACUGUCGAAGAUAUUACCGUCAACGUGAUCGAAGUCCCUGGAGAACCUGGCGUACCGGAUGUUAUUGAGAUCACAAAUACUUCAGUAACACUCCAUUGGAAGCCACCACAGUUCGACGGGAACUCACCAAUCGAAUGCUAUAUAAUAGAAUAUCACGACAAAGACGAAUUCAUGGUGUGGAAUAAAAUAGAAGUCACAGACACCACACAUGAAGUUACUGGACUGCCAACUGGGCAUGAAAUCAUGUUUAAAGUGGCGGCUAAAAAUUGCGCUGGUGUGGGACCAACCUCACACAAUACAAGAUACGUACAAAUUAUCAGUAUGGGUUCAUUUUCUCCCCCUGUAAUUCAAGAACCCCUAUCAGAUUCAUCAAUCGGUUUGGGCAAACCGGCCACUCUUCAGUGUGUCAUCACUGGACAGCCUAUACCUGAAAUAAAAUGGCUUAAAAAUGGCACUGUACUAAAAACUAAGGCGACUACGUUCGAAAAUCACUUGGCCAAGCUAACGAUUAGCGAGUGCGUUGAAUCAUCUGCGGGUACUUACACGUGUCAAGCGACUAAUGGUGCUGGUACGGCUGAGACCUCGUGCAAGUUAAGCGUACAAGACGUGCCUAAAAUCCAAGUCAACGAAUCGGAUACUUCGCAAAUGAUUAGGGUGCGAAACCAAUGGAAGGUCACAGCCAAAUACACAGGGUACCCGAAACCGACUGUAGUGUGGCACAAAAACGGACAACCAUUAGAGAUGCCAAACAAACACGUGAGCAUUUACGACGACUUGGACGAUUGGUCAACAACAAUAGCCAUUUAUUCAGUGGAAAGGCCAGACACUGGUGUUUACACGGUAACAGCGUCCAAUUCUGCCGGCACAACCACUUGUAAUUUGAACCUGAAAGUCAUCGAAUCAGUUAAGGACGAUAAACCAAGUGCGCCACGAGGUCCUAUGCGCAUCAAAGAGAUCAACUCGGAUUCGGUGACUAUUGGAUGGGACAAGCCAGCGGAUGACGGUGGCUUGGAUAUAACGGCAUAUCAGUUGGAACGAUGCAAUGUGGGUAAGAUGAUCUGGUCUAAGGUAGCAGACGUCGGUCAAGAUGUGUCAGCCUACAGUGUUCAAAAGUUACACGAAGAUUCUGAGUAUAUGUUUAGAGUGAGCGCCCAGAAUGCAGUUGGAACUUCAGAGUUCUUACAAAGCGAAUCGGUCACGGUGAAAUGCAAAUACCAUAAGCCAUCGGCACCACAAGGUCCACUGAAGAUUACUGGUGUCACGGACACGUCUUUAACAGUCACAUGGUUACCGCCAUUUGACAACGGUGGCAUAGCUAUUGAAGAUUAUUGCGUAGAGAUCAAAGAGAUCGAUAAAAAAGCUUGGCAGAAGAUCGCUUCUACCAAAGAAUUGCGUAUGAAAAUAUCCGAUCUGAAAAAAGGCUCGUCUUAUAACAUUAGAAUAACAGCCAGGAAUCAUGUAGGUUAUGGAAAACCUUACAUACCGGAUGAGCCAAUUGUUGCUGGAAAACGCAUAAGUUUUAAGGGAGGUAUUUCCGACGAAACGCUAUACGUGCUUAUGGGAAUUUUCCCAACAAAAUCAAAAGCUACUGCGCCUCCAUCCCCGCCAACUAAUUUCACGGUGACCGAAAUCGCAAGUAAGAGUGUAACUCUUAGCUGGGGUCCACCUGAAAGUAACGGAGGCUCAGAGAUUACAGGCUAUGUGAUCGAAAAACAAUUAAACACGACCAACAAGUGGUUCAAGGUAGCGACUUUAGAACCUUCCACUUCACAUUAUUGCGUGGAAAACUUAAAAGAUAAAUCAGAAUACUUCUUCAAGAUUUAUGCCGAAAAUUCAAUAGGACUCAGUCAACCGGUCGAAUCGAAAUUGAUUAGCUUAUUGACUCAUGCGACUGUACCGUCACCGCCGACUGCACCGUUGGAAGUGCGCAACAUCAGCACUAACACUGUGAUCGUUGAAUGGGGUGUACCAGAAACUGAUGGAGGAGCACCUCUUAAAGGAUACAACGUGGCCAUCCGAGACGAAAAGAAAACCAUGUGGAUGGAAGUCGGCCGUGUCAACGCGGACACACAAAAAUACAACAUCAAAGACUUACAAGAACACCAUAGGUAUUGCAUAAGGAUAUUUGCCAAAAACGAAGUUGGUCUGAGCGACCCGCUGGAAACCGAAGAGCCAUACUGCGUAGAAAAAUCAACAGACUUAGAUGAAUCGGACGUCGAAGAAUCCAUUAUGGAUACAAAACCGUCGUUGACCCAAACAUCGGACACGACCACGUCUUGGUUAAGAGAAGCCAACAUGGACGCUGACAUAUCGUCCUACUCGAACAUGUCCUUACUGAAGAGGAACGAAUACUUCUUCAAAGUUUGGUACUACGCGAAGCAACUGUUCAAGUAAUUGCAAAACGGUAAUUUGCAGUAAAAAAAAAAAUGUAUUAUCAUUAUCACCUGUACUUAUAAUAUAUAAACGCAUACAAAAUACGAAUGCGGCAUGAGAGCGUUUCGUUUUGUCAUUCCCUGAGUCAAAAUGAGAUGUUUUCCCUCCAAUUUCAUAUUUUCGUUGUUGUUUAACUGUGAUUGUGAUACAUCGAUUAAUUAUUUACCAUUUUAUUUUAUUUUUUGUAUUUAGUUUAUUUACCCUCCCUCUCCCCGCCCCCCCCCCCCAUUAGCCACUUCCCGGUAGUUUUAAUUACUUUAUCAUAUAUAGAUAUUUAUAUUAUAUUUUGAUUGACAUAAAAAUAGGGUGGUAACUCGUUUUUUUAAAAUUAUAAAUAUAAAUAUAAAUUGUUUUUUGUUAGUUGUAAGAUAUACCUUAAUUAAAAUUAAAUUAAGCUAACAUGAUAAAGUUAUUUUAUUGUUUAAACUCCCUGUUAUAUUAGUAUUAAGAA